This is a messenger RNA of Xyrichtys novacula (pearly razorfish), 53309 nucleotides long. The record is from the annotation of a GenBank genome assembly. Lineage: Eukaryota; Metazoa; Chordata; Actinopteri; Labriformes; Labridae.
GGUUCCUGGUAUGUUCCAGUUCUCAUUGCUGGUUAGGGUUUCCUUAGACUUUUUAGGUUUCAUUUGGCCAACAGCACCUCUGAGAACACACUGUACGGGACAAUAACAAGCAGAGGAUUGGUAGAGGAAGGAAGACAAAGAAGAUUUAUUCAUUAUUUUAACCUUUUUUUGCAACCCAGCAUCAUAAAUUUAAGUAUUAAGAAAAUCCACGCCAUGAUGGAUUUGACUUUUAAGAUAACAGUUAUCCCUCUCUAAUUUAGGCUCACAACCCUGUAUAAUAGAUCAUCAAAUAAAUGCCCUUGACUUAUUUUUCAAUAUUUUGUGUGACUAAUAGUGACAUAUGUGUUUCACCCUGAUUUUCUCAUUUGCCAAUUAUAGCACAUUAAAAUUCAGAGGGUUCACAGAUAUAAAAUAAUCCCCGCACUGCUGAUUCUGUGAGCCAGUACAGCGUGUCUUCAGCUCAGUCCGCCUACUUCAGCUGGCUACUCAAAGCUGGCUUCUUUAAUCUCAUUAACCACUAUCUUUGGGAGAACAUCUAAAUGACUUCAAGGCAGAAGACGUGGUUUAGUACAAAUUUAAUUGUUUUUACCCCCUGACCCAGUGUAUUGUCCCCGUUAUCUCAGAGAUUAAAACAGCUCAGCAGUAAAGCUAAAUCCUCCCUCCUCAACCACCACCUCCUUAUGCAGUCUGAGAGUCUGACCUUUGGUAUGAGUUUUACUUUAUAAAUUCAAAUGUCUUCUAUAUUUGGAUCUUGUACGCUGUUAGUAACCACCCUUGUGGGAUGACUCAAGGCAGUGUUGGAUAUUUUUUCUUGUGGGGAGUCCAAUUAACACAGAGGAAUAAUCCCGUUUUAAUGCAAACUUAACGCUUCGUUUCUAAAAGGAAAUAUUUAAAAGUGGAAAAAAAUCUUCACCAUUGUGUCAGUGUGUUUCCUAAUCCCUCUUCUGGAAGACUUACAAGGCAGAUUUUUUAAAUGUGCUUGGGGUGCAACCUGAGCAAAUCUCCUGCUAAUCUCAGUCCGUCUAUAGUUUGUUUCGACACCUCUUUAGUGGGAUGUCGCAAACUUUUGUUCAACUGUUGUGGUCUCCAGAGAACCAGCAGCGAGUGAAUAUUUUUGGCUUUGCGUGACUUCUCUUGACAACUGUUGGAUCAAUGGCAUGACAUACUCUUCAGUGAUCCGUGUUUCACAUAAUCUUUGCAGCAGUUAGGAGGUGGAAAAGAGGAAAAAGUCAAUUUGACGUUCACUGUGAGGUACAACUGUGCAUUAAUAGUUGCUUUUCCGUCUGAUAUUUUUGCUUAAGCCCAAAAUUAAUACAGUGAAACGUAGUUUAGGGUUAUCAUGAUCAUCUUUGUUUGAUUUCAUCGACAGGUCCGUGGUGAUUUGCACUCUUCAAAAGCAGUCCUCUGAUGGUUUUUUGUGGUCUGGUUGACUCCAUUUAAUAAGCUGCCUGUAUGCGGCGCUCAAAGUGAAGUAUACUGUUUUUAUUUUAGAACCGUGUGUGACAAAGUGCCAAUUACACCUGACAACUGAGCUACCUGGAAGUUUGUUGAAGCGAAAUGUGCCCGACUAAAGCACAGUGGUGUCAUUGUUUUCCAUCAUGACGACAGCGGGAAGCAAGAAAACAAUCCAGCAGCUAAACUGUGGUGUGCCAAAGGGACAGCUUUGCAUUUUUAUUGUAAAUAUGAAGAAAGCAUAUCACCUGUCUUUAAUAUUUUAAUACCUAAACCUUUAUAGUCCAGACCUUGAUCUCACAGUGGUUAAAUGGUUCGUUCUAACAGACUGCCUCAAAACAGCCUCGCAAAACCGCUAGCAUGGCACAGACUUAUUAUUCUUUUAUUGAGCAUUUACAAAGACACAAUCAGCUUCUAUAGCACUCCUCUGUUCGUCUCAGAAUAGUUUCUUGUGUGCAUCAUAAAGACAUCAGCUGCCAAACCACCUAGAAACAGCCCGACCCAGGAUGCUGUGGUGCUCUGUUCGUGUGAGAGUGUGUGUGUGUGUGUGUAUGUCUCUUUGAAUGAGACAAGCGUCUGUCGUUCGAGAGGCACUUCAGUGUCUAAAACAUAUUUGUCAGCGAUGCUACAAAGAGCAUGAAGUAAAGUACACACUCCUGUAGCUGCUAAAGCUCCACAUCGUGACCCCUGAGAGGCUGUUGAUCACGUUUCGUAACAAUCUCAUCUUCUCAGCCCUGGAAGAUUGAACCGCUCAAGGAGUUGCUCUGUCAUUCACUAACAACCACUUGAACCUCGCUACCAAGGAGACCCAGGUACUCCCCAAAUCCCAAUUAAUGAGAGAAAGGCUUCAAGAGGGUGCUCUUGACUCUGGCUGUGACAGCUUAAUUGUAAUUUUGGUGCAGCCCCCUGGCAACAAUCUUCUCUACUUGACAGCUCUGUGCUCUGAUUGAACUGAAAGCCUUUUUUUGCAUAUUCAUUUAGUUAAAAGUGACUACAGUGCAGUGGUGGAGCAUAUGUCCGCUGAGAGGAUGUGCAGGCUGUGUAGUUGUGUGUUUCCUGGCACAAAGCCAUUAUGUGUCUUCUCGACAUGCUUGAUUUGAAUGAAUAUGCUGAUGGAAAACAGUCAUACAUUAACAUGAAUGUGAUGAUGAAUUUCAUUCAUAUCUGAUUGGUCUUUAGGAACAUAUCUUUAUCAGUCCCUUGACUCUUUGUAUCCCAAUAACAUGCCAGUUUGCAUAAAUUUAACAGAUAAGAGGAUUUGUUAUUAAUGGUAAAGUAAGACACAAUUCAAAUUCCUAACACUGGGUCAAACAUGUCUGUGCCUUUCAGACAUUUUCAAUCUGUCUCCAUGGAUGUGAGAGCUCUGAAAAAUGGCUUAUAACUACCAGCUAAUACUGAGGUCGACAUGCUUGCUGAUCGUCAAACCAAAUCUCAAACAGCUGUUGGUCUUCAUAAUAUCAGUUUGUUUUUUGUUGUGUUGUUAUCAAAAGAUGCAGACCUACAGUAGGUCUCCAGACACCUGAAACCAACAAUGUAACCUUAGUCAUCUUUUAAGAUCGUCUUUUUUUCACUCAGCGUUUCAUAUUUCUUCUCAGUCUGACAGUUGUUUCAUGUUCUUGCUGCAUUGAUAACCAUUUUAUGCAAAACAAAAGCAUCCUCAUUUGUGGGGUAACUUGCCCCGUGUUUGUGCGACUACUCCAGUCACUGUGUGUCUCCAUCUUUUAGUCCACUGUUGCUGUAGUGGUGAGCGAUGGCUGGCCUCAGUCAUAAGCAGUACAAUCACUUAACGAUUUAAUGUAACCUGUCAUUUGUGUGUUGUUAGCUUGGUAUUUACACGUUUUCAUGUAAAGUAACUUAUUGAAAGAUUUAAAGGUUGUUCUCUAAAGACACAAAAACACUUCACCAGCCUCUGGUCAUGUAUACAUGGGACAGGUCAGCGAUAUGAAUGCAUGCUUUGUAAGUCUGUAACAAUCUUGAUUUAUCCCUUUUGGAUAUAUGCUGAAACUUGAUGUUUUGAACUGCUAAAUCUCUGGACCUCAUCUCUGUGCCGGUGGUGGUUUCCCCAACGGACUCUCUAUUCCCUGCAGAUGGGACUCGUCCUUCAGUGGAACUCAGUCAAACAGAAACUGUUUCUAUGUUGAAGUGAUUUCAUUAUUCUGAAUAACUUGGACAAUUCUAAUGUGAUUUUCACAUUCUCCAAGCUGGACAAACACUUCUAUCUUGACAUUCAUUUUGUAUGUUUAAAGAAGAAAGAAGCGAUUGGCUCUUUACAGUCCUAUAAAGACGAUGCAACAUGUCGUGGUAAAGGUAUCUGUAAAAUUAUUUUGUACUGUUCCUACAGGGUUGUUGAACUACCUCCAUUGUUGUGGUAAAUCUGGUUAUUACACAUGAAAGAGUGUUCCUGCGUUAGCAUUGCUGUUGUUGCUCUUAGGAGAGAAAAGUGUAGACCUUUGUGCAUCACCCUUGACUUCAGAUCAACCCAGACAGACCAUUACCAUCAAAGAGAUGGUACAGGGGCAAAAAGGCAGCAAGGUGCAUUAACAUUAGUCUCUUUAAUGUUUGUGGGCGCGUGUUCCUCCUUUUCUGAAGUGCACUAUAUCUCGUAUGAUUUCUUCCCUUAUUAACAUAAUAUUAGCUUUGAAAAGACUGGAGCUAAAUGCAUUUUCUGCAUCAAUAAUGUAAGUAAGAGAUGUGUCCGCACGUUCCUUUUCCAUGCAUCGUGCAGCUCUUCCUCUCUGAAGUAGAUGUCCCUAAAAGCCUUUCCUGGGAGAGUGCAGUGAGGUGGACGGCAAAGCAGAACAAAAGGUUAUUUUGUUGAAAGAGGCAGAGUGGCGACAAAUUAUGAACAACUCAUUACACUGAGGUGGCACUUUGUAGAGCAGUGAAACACAAUCAAACAUGGAGGAUGGAUCUCUGGGGGAGUGUUGGAUGGUGCUAAUAGCUCUCUGUCAAUGACAAAAUGAAUUACAUUAAAUUUCCCCUAAGACCAAAACCUCAUUAAUAUUUUAGUGCAUUCCAUGUUUCAGGAUUAUAUUUUACAGUGUUUCUGCUCUGAUAGAUACAGCACUUCUUGACUUUAGAGGAACUUUAUAGCAUUAAAGAAAGUAAUGGAAAUAAUGGAGAGUGAGGGGUUUCCAAACCAACAAUAUCUAAAAAGUAGGCGGGGCCUCUUGGACUCAACUCACUGGUUUUUGGACUGGUUUGGUGGCCUGUUAUUGAUUAUUUUGGCCACAACCAUCUCUGUUGCUUGAAGCCACAAGUGACUUUAUUUGAAUUACAUCACCAUACUGUACCUCCUCGUGUGGGAGGGACUAGUGAAGACCUGAAACAGGUCAAUAAAAUCACAAUCCUAGAACCCAUGUGCUGACUACAAUACAAGCUCUAGGAGUGGUGGACAACCUUUCAAGGCAUCCAAUGUGGACUGCAGUAGAAGAUAAAGAACUUCCAGCAAAUACUUUAUUUUCUGUGCAUUAUCUUUGUCUGUGGAAGGGUGUCAAUUUGAUACCAAGGAGCUUGACUGGUCUGAUAUGAAUAAGAAUAGCUAAUCAGUAUAAAUAAUACACAGUUUUCUAUGGCUCUUGAAACCAGUGCAGCUCACAGUGCUGUGGUGUUGUAGGAGGUAAUGAUAAGAUCAUCAUCAACACCAUCAAGCCUGUUAAUGCUGUCCUCUGUAUAAGCCUAGAGCUUCAUUACUUUAUUGUGAGUUUCUUGUUGCAGUGUUGUUGGAGAAGCAGAGUGACCUCCUCUACUCUCCUUGGAUAGAGUUAUCAGCUGUUUAGAGUUGUGGCGUUAAAGAGCCUCUGUGUGGGCCAGCACAUGUUUCCCUGGUGGCAUCAUCAAAUCCCGACGGCUGGACUCCCCACUUUGCUUAAUAUGCCCUGUCAACAACUGCUUUGACUUCAGCUUUGCUACUGGUAUUCUAAUCAGUCACUAUUAUGGGCUAAACAGCUACUCCGGCCCUAGGGCCAGCUGCUGGGCAUGUUUGGAUGUGUUUGGAUUCAAGCCUGCAUUGCAAGGACCUGCCAGCAUGGGGGCAGCACAGCAUGAUGGACAUUUAAUGGCCUGAUACGCACAUCUUGUAGACGCACACAGACAUAAAAAAUGGAGAUGACUAAUGGUUAAAACACAAACACACUUACUGAGAGGACCCAGAUCGGCAUGAAUUAAAAAAAUGUUUACAUUUGAUGUUGGCAUUUAAAACUGCAGAUGACACAUUUAAGUGGCUGCUUGACAGAGGAACCUUCAACACUCACUUUACGCCUGCAGGCACCUGCAAACCUACUUAUAAUUUAACACUGCUUUUAAGUUAUGGUCAGAAGAAUAAUGCAACUUCUUACCCGACAGAAAGCAGUUUUGUAGAAACAGCCAGCAGCAAAUAAAACUAAUUUUAUCCCUAACAAAGUUAAAGCAAAUACCAGCAUCUAGACAAGUACACCGACUAUCCUGCAGUGAUGAUUACCUUCAACUAAUAUCCAGCUCCAACUGAGAGAACGAGGAGAGAAUGAGAAGCACAUCCUGCAAAGGACCAUGGACUCAAACCGAACCCUGCCUGCCCACUUCAAGAGCCUCUGCACAUACAGCACUGACUCGACCACCAAGACAGACCAACACCAGCCUCAGUUUGGACACAUUUAAGUAAACAUUAAAGUUGCCACCAUGUGAGCGUUGGAGCUGGUUCUUCUGUCUAGGCGAGGUGAAAGACAGAAAGUGAUGGUUGCAGGCAGCGUUCCAACCUCGGUGAUAAGUGGAGCACUGCAGAGCUCUGAAUGUGGAGAAACCUGAUAGCAGGACGGCAGCACUCAGCAUGUUUGAGGUGAGGGACAGAGAGAGCGAGGGAGGGUAUAACGCCAACAACAGCGCUGUUUUUUUUAAGUGGACAGCUUAAAGUUAUUAACAUGAUUAACAUGUUUGUCUGUGUUAGCGUGUGAGGUGAAUUAAUGACUGAGCCAGAUCUGAGGAGAAAUCCAAGUAGGCUAAGUCAGUGAAGGUGAAAUUUGCUUACACCGUCUAUACUUCCUUAGCUCUACUGCUACUACCUUAUAAAAUGAUCAUAUCGCAUAUAUUGCGAUUGGCUGUUGGACCGAUUUUGCUUUCUAGAUCAAAAUAUUUCCACACUGCUGACAUUUUAACAAUGAGGUUGCUAAUGCCAAGUCACAUGCAUGUCAAAUUGUGCUCUCAUAUCAGACUGGACUAUUGGCCUCAGCAGGACAAUCUCAUUUCUGUCCCUGGUCCUCUUCUAUUCAGCCCAGUGUUUACUUUGCCAUAUCAAGACGGUGUGUUGUGUUUAUGACUCGGUGAAUCAGUGAGGUGAUUGCCAGUUAAAGAACAACAUGUCUAACUAUGAGUUGAUACUAUUUUGUGUCAACUUGAAUCCUUUAUUGUGUGAAAACUUGCUUCACUAUGCAAAGCAGCUCUGUAACACCAACACUUUGUUAGCCGGAGCAAUUCAGACUUUCAGUAGACGUAGAACAGCAACACGCUCACAUAUAAUCUCUAGCAGGAGUUCAAUGUUGGUCUGAAAAAUGGAGUGAUGUAUAAACUGCCAUUUAAGGAACAAUGAAAUUCAAGGGUAUAAAAAAUGUAAUCAACAACACUGUUUCUUUAGUGCGAUUGCAUCAGCAGUACUGAACUUCCUACUGCGGCUCCUCUGAAGGCAAUAUGAUCAGUUCAGAAUUUAUUGCAGAGGGUGGAGCGGGGUAAUUAGAGCUAUUGAUCUGGCUAAAUGAUAGCCUUUGCCUAGUGCUGAAGGGCAUGUGCUGAGCAAGCCCGGGUAUUAUCUGAUGACCCAUGAAAUCGAUGGCCUGGCUGCAAUCUCCCCGCUGAUUUACCUCAUUCCAUUUAUCUCUCAGGGCUGAGUGGGUCCACAUGCACAUAAGCUGCACAGAAGGCCAUGUACCAUAUUGCAUACCCUCCAUAAGCAUAUAUAAAUGCUACACAGCUCCUUCUGAAGUGAAUAUGUGUGCGAACACCUCACCUUGUCUACAGUCCCGAGGCUCUGCAUGUAGGGGCUUGUUCCCUUGGAAACCACAUUUUGCUCUGGUCCAUAAUGAACUCAGUUUGCUGGUAGCCUGCCGAGUGACUGAUGAAAAAGAUCAUUACAUGGGGAAGACGUUUGAAAUGUCACCAAGAUGUCAGACUGCUCUCACAUACUUGUACAUCCUUUUCUUGAUUUCUCAAAGACUUUUUUAAAAUUAGAAUCAAAGAGCACACAAUUGAGUGCCAGCGCCUGCAGAUUAUGAACAAUUUAUUGAUCUGUGUAACCGCUUUACGUUGGUAGUCCAUGGUAACCGUCAUUUGUCUACAUUACAACACUAAACCUGAAUAUCUUCAUGCGAGAACUUAACUAAAGAGACCUUACAGGAGUUCAUCUGCGCUAUAAAAUAAAAAUUCUCUAUCACUCUAAACCCAAUUCUGCCUCCUGGCUUCCUGCCUUGCUUUCACAAAGAGGAAAUAUGGUCAAUUUAUGAAUCGGGCAAGUUGCAAAUCUCUGUUUCAUGGUCGUAAGAGCAUUCUUGAAUCUCAACUCUGUGAAAUUACAUUUGCUUUAUAAAGUUUGAUAGUCUUUAAACGAGAGAAAAAUAUGUUUUCCUUAAUGCUUUUAUUCCCUCUAACAAGGACUGGACUCAGGAUGAGAACCAGGUCUCUGUAGUCCCAGUCCUGCCCUUUGUGGUAAGUGUGAAAAAACAGUCAUGUAUAAGAAACUGUUCCCUGUUGAUAUCAUCCAGAUAGAGAUAAUGUUCAUCUGUUCAGCAUGAAUAAGACAUCGGUUUUAUCAAAAGUCCCAUACUUUACACUUUGCCUGUGUUUCAUUUGAAGUUAAGAUAUCCCUAGUCUGUGGUUUAAAGUACCCAGAGCCGUCUCACCAUCUUGAUUAGAGUUGUCCUCUUUGCAGCUCGAAAAGAACAGAGAGUCCUGAUUUUAUCAGAGGUUUCUUUAAAAAAAAAAAAAACCUGCUUUGUUUUAUGUCUGAUUGAGCCACAGUCUGCAGUGAAAAAAGGCUUCACAAAUGUUUAGGUUUGGCAGAAAAUAUCUUUGUGUUCUAUAAAAAGAAUAUAUUGGACUGUCAUACAGGUUCAAACCACCUUGAAAAGUAAUACGGUCAGUGUGUGCUGUGCAGGGGGCUUGGCUGAGUGAAGGGUCUAUAUGGUUGAGACAUCACCACCUUCCAGAAGUACUGACAGUUUAUUUAAAGACAUCAUUUUUCAAAAGUACAAAAAAGCAUUCAUAUUUAAAUAUUUAUGAAGAGUAGAGUACAGGUGAUAAGUGAACCUAAUUCCAGAGAGACAGGGUUUGUUGGAGAAGGCUCUGUCCUGUUUUUCACGGUGGCAGUAGCAGUAGUACAAGGGGUACUUGUCACCUCCCUGUGUGUGUUAUCAUUCACUUGGUAAAGGCAGAGAGGGCCUCACAGUCAUCACUGGGUUCCCUCUCAGCUGAAGGACAGGAUCAGGUCUCUCUGUUGACCUGCCUCUUACAGCAGCCACUUGGACGGUAAUCACAAAAAAUAACACCAACCCACUAAAGAGCCUUACAGCGGGCCGGCCUGUAGACCUGGUCACAACGAGUGCCGACUAAAUGAGCUUAUUAAUCACAGACAGCGCCAGAGGCAGAGCUAUUCUGAAUUCAUUACUGCUAAGCAGAGCGCCAUGGAAAAAAAGACUCAAUCAUGUUUUUGAUAUCAACAACUGUGAACUCUUUUCAAAUUAACGCGGCAAGUACAACAAACACUCAGAUUGCUAUGUGCUUAAACCUGCAUACCAGGGCAACAGGUCCAAACAGCACUUCAGAUAACCCGCAUUAACACGAAGCUGUUUUUUACAAAAUAAAAAACAAAUUAUCCAAAUACAAAUGAUAUAAUUUAAAAACAAACAAAGCACAGUUUAUGCCAUUAUCAUAUUUGUUUACCACUUGAGUAGUCCCUCUUUUUAAUAGUAACCGUUGUGGGUUGCAGAGCUGUAUAAAUUAUGUCCAAGAAUAACCCUGAACAUCAUGCGCAUAAAUGUACAUGAAUAAGGCAGUCUGUUCGCUCUGAGAUGAAGUAUCUGAGCUUCUUAACAGACAGAAACAAAAGGAAAAUUUGUUGAGGCACUUUGAGGGGCCCUCCUGUCUCUCCUCACUUCUCUGCUCUUGUUUAUCUUUCGUACCUUAACAAUCUGUCCUGAUAGACAGCUGUGUUUUUAAAGAGCUUACUCCUCACAGGUUUUCUUUGCAGAGGAAGGGGCGCUCUUUCAAAUGGUUGGGGGGAUUACAGCAGAUCACCAGGAAGGAUUUUCAAAACAAGAAAUUCCACAACAUCCUCUCUGUGUUUGAAAUACAGCUCUGCAUGACUCACUUCCUCUGUUAAUGAAUCAAAUACAACUUAGAGAAUAUUUUUGCACAGGUCUACAUCUACCUGCCAGGCAGCCCAAGCUACCUUAGAUACUCAGUGGAUAAUAGUAUCAGAGAAAAACUUCCUGUGUUAAACCUCGUUAUUUGCUCGUCCAUGCACACAUGCAUAUGUUAGAAACACCAGCCACCAAUAAAAACACAUAUAUGGACUUUAGCCUUCACUGUUUUUGUCCAGACCCUUCUCAUGUCUGUGUUUGUCUCUUUUGAUAAGGCCCUUUCAUUUUGUUUGCAUUGAUUACAGUCUGACGAGUCACAGUGUUACACUCGGGGGCCCCUUUUCAUGUCUGCAGCCCCCGCGACACACACUGGGUCCAUUGUGGUGAGGAAUGUCUCCUUUCAUGGCCUGAACUCGCCUGUGAAAGCAUGUCAAUAAUCCCUCGUCAGUGGGUGCUUCACAACACUGCCGCGACCAUCCCACCACCCAGACCACGAGGCUCCCAUGAUGCACUCCUCUGAGGAAAAAUGACAGGAAUUGUUAUAAGGAUGAAGUAAUUAAUACUGACUCUGACAACCUAACAACUUCACAAAAGAUGGGACUUUUUUUUACACAAGAAACAAAUCACUCAUGAAACCUGACAGUUCUCCAGUUCCUGUCUUGGACGGGAUGACCUGUAGAAGGGAAUUUCCCCUUGUGGGACAAAUGAAGGAGUAUCUUAUCUUAAUACAUUCCCUCUCCAUAUAAAACUUUAUCACACAUCACACUAAACAUCUCAUGAGCAGCUUUAUUGCUUUGUGAAGCUCCUCCUUGUUUUCACAGUGGAGGUUUCUCCUCUCAGGAAGUAUCAGGAUCCUCAUAUACAGCAGAAGCAGGAACCAGAACCAGCGCUGGUUUGCAAAGAAGCUGUGGUUUGGGGAUUUGUUUGAGCAGAGAAUGUGAUACCAUGCACAGAAGAAAUGAGAUUUGAGUCUUCAGUGGCCACUAAAGCUAUUAAAAAUAUACAUCAGUUAUGUUUAUAUUGGGACUGGUUUGAGUUGGGAAGGAGGGAAAAGGAGUUGGAGGACUCCAUCGACCGGGCUCUUGCAGGGAUGGUAAUGAAAAGAGCCAAUCAUUGCUCAGUAAAGAAUUAAAACCACCUCUGCAAAUAGCCCCAAUAUUUGUGUAGCGCCUCAGAGUGGGAGUUUCACAGCGUCUGGGUUUCCAGUGCAAAUAAACAGUGCAGAGGUCUACAAGGGUGGACCCCCCCUCCUUAUCCCAGAGGUGAAGCCCACUCCUUUGUUGCUGCCUAAUCUAGGCCACUGUCUAUUGAGUGAGCAGAAAAGUGGAUGUGUGUGUGUGAGAGUCGAGAGAGAGAGAGAGAGGCAUGUCCACGGUCUUCAGUGAGUGAGAUUAAGCUGUAUGAUAAUGUCUGUUUGUAUGUGGUUCUUGAAUCAGAGUCUCAGGGUCUGAGGAGACCGCUGCUGUGUUUGCUGGUUCCCAGAUAACCCACAUCCUCACACUGCUGGACCCACACACAUACCAAUCCCAGGAUCCUCAGUGAGAGCAAACCGACAAAUAUCAACACAAUAACCAACAACUCUGCAUAAAACACAAACCUGAUGAAUAGAAGAUCAGGUUUAGUUCACAUACUGCAGAUUACCAAACAGUUUGAAAGAGUUGUAGCUAUGUCUUGGUAUUUGACAAACUUCACAUUUUUAAUAACAAUAUUAAUAAAAGAUGUUGGAACUAUUGAGACGAAGUUCUUAACCUUUACAUGGAAGGUGUCUCGAUUAUCCUUGGUGACAGUAAGAAUGCCAAAGUGGAUCUAGCACUUGAAAAAGAAGAAUAGUUAUAAUCAUCACAGAAAAAAAAAAAGUUUGUCUGUUUGAAUAAGUAUGAAAGUGUUUAAUUUCAGACUUGUCGCAUGAUUUGUAACAGUGAUACCUGAUCACAUGUAUCCAUUCUUGUCGCUGAGCUUUCCUCUUGAAACAUACAACCAUCACACUUUCAUUUUGCAAGUAUGUGUAGCCAGGGUCAAAGGUCAAAGCAUGAAAGACAGAGAGGAAAUUAUCCCUGUGGAUUUUUAUCUUUUGCGGAAAAUUAUGAAAAGAGACUCUUAAUAAUGGACUUUUUGGUACCUUUUAAUUUAGAAUUUAUUAAAAAUAUUAAAAUAUUGGAACUACAUAUUGCAGCCUGGAUCAUUUAAUGAGGUUUUAUGCAACCUUUUUUAGUAAUAUUCACUGCUUUUGGGCAAAGCCAUGACCCUAGACUGUAUAAAGCAUAACAUCACUCAAUGGUUUCUGGAGACUCAUGUUGAAGCACAACAUUGACAGGUGCUUUGAUGUAAAGUAUCUGCUGACUAAUUCUGCUAAAUUUCCAUCAACCUAGAAACAGACAUAAAGGUGGAGCAGAGGUGGCCUCCCGGUAAACUGAAACAAUCCACUUCAUUAUGCAUUUCUGUACAACUAUUAAACUUUUAUAUUAUAUUAACUGAUCACUACGCAUUUUUGUACAACUAUUAAGCUUUAUACUAUCUUAACUGAUCAUUAUACAUUUCUGUACAACUUUUAACCUUUAUAUUAUCUCAAGUGAGUCAAAGCUCUAUAAGUGCUGAUUCAGGUGCAUAGAAGAAGCAAAACCUGAGUACGGUUCUUUCAGGGCGCUCCUUAGAAGUCCGAGUUGCUCACGCUGUUUAUUGCCCAUUCUUACUCAAACUACUAUGAUUAAAACUUAAGCUUUAAAAAGUUUCAUUUAGGAAGUUUUGUGUGGAAUAAAAGCCUUUAAAAUCUCCUAGUGAGAGCGUAGCUCACUGACAUGCCCUCGGUGCAUGAGUUAUUAUCCCAUCUCAUGUCAGAGCAUCUGCAGGAGGGAUACAUUUGUUGCUAAGCAACAGCUAAAGCUCGCAGCAUGCUAGCUUCAGUAAUGUUUGAAAUUUGGGAGGACUAUACUUUUUGACUCUUUGGCCCUUUGUUUUGCCUACAAUAAUACAUUAUUAAGUUCUAGGUCUGAGAUUCAAAAAGUCCACGAGCGGUUCUGACUGCAUUGCAGAAACACUUAUAUAAGCCUUGGGCUGGAACAUAAAUAAAUACACAACUGCAUAAAUUCAGAAAUUUAACAGAUUGGGCACAGUGAAAUUUAAAAAGAAAAUAGCCAUUUUUAAAGUAAGGUCAAAGUGCCUGUUGUAUGUUUUUUUUUUUUUUUUGUCGUUUUAACCAGCAUACCACCAGCAGCGUUUAAUAACAUCCUGAUCACUCGAAACAGAGAUGAAUUAGGCCAUCAUGUUAACAGACCAAACCAUCAACUUCUUUAAGGGCCUACAGUCACCUUAUCCUAAUAAAUUAGACGUGAAGAAACUUCAGUGGAAACGGUGAUUAAUAAAUGAAUAUAAUUUUAGAAGAAGAAGAAAUUAGGACAAAAACAGAUGAGAGUAACGAGCCAGUGUUUGAGUGAGGUAAAAGCUUUGUUUUGCGGCAAAUGUUUUCAUGGAGGAGGGGUUGAAGGGGGGGGAUCAAACUGAUAUUUAGCCCCUACUGGCUUUUUUUUCUCCUGCUUUUGUUUUAUGCAGGGCUCUUUUUACCACAUGGUAGUGACAGAUUGUUUGAGCUGAAAGGAAAAGCCAUUCGAAGCUAAUUAAGCAGCCAUUCCAGGCUCUAUUCGCAGGCAGGAGGGAGAGUAGCACAGGCAUUUGUCAGCGCCGGACCCAACGUGGGUUUAAUUGACAACCACCGCUCCUGACUGACAGCUUUUCCAGCGCUGAGCCAAUCACAGGCCUCCUACAGAGACAGCGCUCACGCCAUUGGUCGAUACGCUGUGGAAAGGCGGGAGAGAGGACCCACGUGGGGACGAGCAUAGUGGGCAACGCUUGAUAGGCUGAUCUCUUCACGCGCAGACGUGUUGUAGCCCACCUAGUGCCGCUGAUAGGAAAGCUUGUAGAUGCUUGAGGUCUCGUUAGAAAUAGGUCGAUCAAUUCAAGUCACUCAAAGGACACUCUGCCGUAGAUUAAGCGGUAUUGUCAUCUUCUGAACACUUCGGGUCCUGAAUGAAUUUCUACGACCUCCUUUUUCUUCUUGGCAUAGUAACAGAGCUGAUUUCUUUCUCUUGGCAGCUUUACCUCAGCUUGAAUUUGGUGUAGAAAGUGUGAUCUUCGGAUUUUUAAUGAACACUUUUGGUAACAGCUGGCAUAGCUUCCCCUUUUUGUUACCAACUCUUAAAGCACAAAUAAAAAUGUAAAUCCACCUGCUUGGUGAAUGGUGAAAACAUGAUAUAUACCAUCUUUGUCUGCUGCGGUUGAUCUCCUGUUUACAACCGCAAAGUGUGCUUGAAUCCUCCGAUUUUUAAUGAUAAUACUCCCACUUAUAUCCUCAUUAUCUGAAACGCAGAAGCAGCAGCUGUAAUUCGCGGACUUAUAAAUUAUUGCCUUUGUUUUGAACAAGCUGUUGAACGCACUGAAUGUCACUUCAAAUCCAAAAUGGCGAACAUGUGAGGUCACACUUUUACGACCCAAUCAGAACGCCAGUAACUUUGCUACCCCCACGUGGGGUAUGGAUGAUUGUGAUUGGCCAACGGCGCUGAAGUCCUUGGAAGAAGCUGAUUGGUUACACGGGGCCCUCUCUCGGCAGUCGGGUCCUCGUGUCAGUGCACAGUCUGUGUGUGGUACAGCGCGCGGCGGAGGAACUGGGUAUACCCAACAGCGAGCUAGUGGUGUAUUUCACAACGGCCGACAUUUUCAAGACAUUUUAACCCGGUUAUUCGCUAUAAAAAUAAUCUUUGGACUUACUUGAAGAUUCGUGUACCACUUCGGGAUCUAGUAAAGGCUCUCUUUGAAGUUGUGGACGGCCAACAACUCGCCCCAAUUGAGGGGUUUCCAGCGUCCGACCGACCGACCGACCGGACGGAGAGACGCUCUCCGCCUCGGGAUCACCAGGGUUUUAAAGGACUCUCCAGAGGAAAAGAAGCGGUGGAGGAAAAUAGAAACGACGACGGCGAACAUUUUCCGCCCGUAUUAUUUUGUGGUGACGGAUACAAGUCACGGAUAUAACGCGCUGUGUCUGGAUCUAACUGUAUUUUUUUUUACCUGUGCAAAGGAGAGAGGAGGAAUCAGACCAGACAAAGGUAAAAAGGGCGACAUGAAGAGAGCCGCUAACAAGACGGGUGGUGGUGGUGGUGGUGGUGGUGGUGGUGUGGCUUUAUGGCAGCCGACUUUGAAAACAGCAGCCCCUUGUUUUCUGAUCUUCCCGGACCACCAAAAACAAGCAGCUCUGUGUGUUCUUGUUCCCUUUGUUGGCAGACAACUCAUUAGAUUUAGGAAGAAAAAACAGAAAACAACAAACCUUCAUGUCGGUGAGGGUGUGUGUGAUUGAAAGUAUCAACUUUGAGAUGUAUUUGAUACCACGGAUCAAACACAUUUUUCUGCGUUAUUAUGCAAAUGGAAGUGUUUGAUUUUGAUUUUUCACAAAGAAAUCCUAAAGUGCUGUAAAUUAAAUGUCACAAUGAAGAUGAACUACUUUAAUCUUAUUUUAUGAAGUAACAGAUACUAGACAAGUCCGAUUAAAUUCAUUAUACUUGUAAUAUCCCCACGGUUCCUAACCAAGAUGUCUCUGUAAUUUGCUGCAAAUCUGGUCGCAAUCCUCAGCUUUGGCCCUUUGUUGUAUUUGUUUAGGUUAAAAACGACCAAGUGAAAGAUCCAGUGGUUGGGGUCUGAUUGUGCUCCUCGCAGCCGAGAGCAGGGCUUUGUCCGCCGCCAUCCUGUGCGCACAGGGGAGGGGGUGGCGGUGAUCUACCGCACCUUCACUGGGAUUACGGAAAUAGAGAAAACAAACCGAAUUCCCUUGUGAAAAGGACGCGACAUGUAUCCACAAGGCCGGCAUCCGGUAAGUAGCUGUCUAUGUCACUAUUUGUAAAUUGAUGCAAAUACACCGCCCUUCAAAGAAGCCCAAUUAGCUCUUCAGAGUGAAGCUGCUCAUCCACACCUUACUAUUUAUGGUCUGUACUCCUGCAGCUGAGACGCUUCACUCUACAUGAAAGAAAGUGGUGGAUCGUGUUCAUUUGUGAAAGAUCAGAGCUUUUGUUGCAUGCAGAUCAUCACUUCCUUCUAUAAAAUCGCAUAUUUAUACAGUGUGGUUUGUUAGAGCUGCAUAUUUUAACAGCUUAAGUGUUAAAUGUGGAAGAUUCCUAAAACUUUGGAGUAUGCUUUUAGAAAAUCAUCUCUACAAUUGUGCUUUAAAGUAGCAUUACUCUGUGAAGGGAUAAAAUGACCUCUCUUGUCUUUACACAUGUUGGUGAGUGAAAGCAGCGCUUUGCUCUUGCAGUCAGGGCUCAGGGGAAAUGGACAGACAGUCGAGAGAAAAACUCACGUACAUGCAGUUUACCUCGAAAGAAGAGGAUGCAAGCCAUUAUUAACUAUUAUCCCUCCUGUGAUGCUUUUCUUACCUGGGGUUUCUUUAUCAUUGCACCUUCACAGGCACCUCACCAGCCGGGGCAGCCUGGCUUCAAGUUCACAGUGGCAGAGUCCUGUGACAGGAUCAAAGACGAGUUUCAGUUCCUGCAGGCGCAGUACCACAGGUAAUGAUCAGCCUUCUGUAAACAGCAUGAACUUCCUGGAAAGAAUAGGAAGGGGAAGUUGCUUUUGUUUUGCUCCCUUUUUAAUGCUUCACACACAAAAAAUCUACUUUGUUGUUCCUCUCAUAAGUGGACCAGUUCUGAUUCUAUUUUGCAUGGUUGUAGAAGGUGUUGAACUUGCAGUAUAUCAAGCUUAACUCAAGUUAAUUUUCUUCAUAUUCUCUUUGUACAGUCUUAAAGUGGAGUACGACAAACUGGCCAACGAAAAAACAGAGAUGCAGCGCCACUACGUCAUGGUAAGAGCAGUCAUUGUGAAGCUGUGAACCUGAUUUAAAGCUGUAUCCUCCCUUUAGCCUCAGGUGAACAGUCACAGGUGGUGUUUUGCAAAAGGCCAUGUUAGCAUUUCUCCCUGCGUGGUAUUGUUGAGUCACGCCUGUGUUUUCAUUGGGUAAGAAGGUGCAGAGUGGGGGUGUGUGGAGGAGGGGGUUGAAACUCAAGCAGGGGUCAAAUGUCCAACCAUUGAUUGUGGGGUGUGUGAUGACCCCCCCUCUACGGCUCUGGGGUCUUCUUUAUGACCCCCAUCACCCCUCCCUAACACACCCAACACGACCCACUGGGGGUUAAUGACUGGUCUGUCGGCUCUGUGCAUGAAUCAGAGGGUUUCCUGCAUGUUUUUUUUAUACCUCAACUCCCCCAGGGCGAACCACGGGGUCAUUCAGACACUUUGACACACCCAGGGGCUUCACAGUGGGUUUUCCUCCAACAAUAAAAAUAACUGACAGACUACCCAGGGCCAGGUGUUAUCAGUAAACUAAAGCUAGCAAGAUGUUUUUUUUACCCUCAAUUGAUUCUGGUUCUCCUUUCUUUUAUUUAACACUUAAGACAUAUGUCACCUUAUGCUUAUUGCAUUUGAUAACAUGUUUUCACCUGUUUUAAAUCACACAGGAUAAAAAAUUUGAGUAGCACUUGAUUCUUGAAUCCACUUUUGUAGGAUCAAAAGUGAUGUGAUUUUAAAUUAUCCAGUUAUAUAAUUGGUUUACUACCCUAAAGCCGGUUUAGGUCAUUUUUUCAGAGGUAAAUAUGAAACAUUUGCUUGUUCCUGCAACUUUAAUAAGAGAAUUUUCUGUUCUAUCCGUUUCUGUCAUGAAAAAAAAUCUGAAUACCUCUCGGUUUUAGUCAGAAAAAACAAGACUCUUUGUACCCUGGACAAUUCAGAAAGUCUUUUCUCUAUUUUAUGAAGUAAUUGGAUAGAAGAAAUAAGCAGCAGCUGGUGAAAGAAGAAUGUAAGGAGCAAAUAAAAUGACAAAUUCCCUUAAAAGCCUAUGUAAUAAACAUCUAUACAGCGAAACAACAUUCAGAACCUGUGGUAAAGUCAGUGCACAGGAUGUAUGUGACUUUUUUAUCCUUUCGAUCUUUUCUGGAGAUAAAUCAGAGAAGUGCUGUAGGUCAAUGAAGGGGCUACAUUUAAAACUGUCCCAGCACUGCAAUUAAAAUACAUUCCACUCAGUUCAGAGCUUUCUGAUGAUCAAACGGAGACAAAGAAGAAAAUCAUGUCUCUGCAAAGAAACCCCAACACAAAGGUUCCUUCUCACACAGGAAAAGCUGCAUUGUGUGCAUGAAAAAAGAACAGUCUUUAUCUAAGAUGUGAUGUAACUCAGACCCUGCUGUAAGUUUGUGAAUGUGCAUGCUUAUCUUGUUUGUACAUGAAAGGAAUGAGUUUAACCAAACGCAGCAGUACGUUUGUUAAAUAUUAUUUUCCCUGUGAGGGACCAGAAGGUGGUGGGAGUAGUUAUAAUAAAUGGAAGCUGUUAGCUGUGUGUUUGAUAAACAAGACAGACAAACUACUCGGCAUUAGCUUGUUUCUGUUGGUGGGCUCACAAGCUUUUUGGCAAUCAAAAGCAGAUAAUGUUGCUUUCAAUAAUAGUAUUGGCUCUCUGCUGGGUUUUUGAUGCCAUAAACUGUCUGUGGCACAGAAACUGGCAGUGUGUGGUAGAAGUAAUGAGUACAGUAGCCUGUUGACUGUCGACUGUGGUUUCACAGAGACCAUGAAGUUGUCAACUUUUCUGGAUCAUGUUGGUGUGUUCAACAGCUCCUCUCCGUGUGUGCUGCAGAAAGUAUUCAGCUUGUCUCUUUUGUAGUUUGGGUCCAGAUAUAAUGUCUGAUAAAGAUGUUGGAUCAGAAGAUUGCCGUGUUUGCGAGUCUUGUUGCUCUAACAAAUUCUCUUCUCAUCUGCGGAGAAAACUCUUGAAUUUCCUGUUAUUUUCUGCUCAAUUUAGAAAGCUCAUGCGGUAAAUGCUAACAGAUACAAAAAUGGGGUCAAUUCUGCUUCUAAUUUCUUACUUAAUUCUGAAUAAGAUUGCAUACCAAAAACUGAAUGUAAUAAUGAUUUCUCUUUGUCUUUUCACAGUACUACGAGAUGUCCUAUGGGCUCAACAUUGAGAUGCACAAACAGGUAUGUAGCCAUAUCAGAGUAUGUGUGUGUACAGCCAAAACACUGCUGUUUUUUUCUCCCCUAGUGAUUGAGGAAUAUAAACACACCUACACACACACACAUACCUGACCUCGCUGUCUACCCUCAUCCUUAAAUGGCUUUAGGAGGCAAACACAUACUGGCUUUCUGUAGUGAAAACGCUGACAGGCUCAACAACACAGAGGGCACGCUGCCUGAUGUGGAUGGUUUGAUAAGAUUAAAGUAAAGUAUUUGGCAGACUGUCUGAGAGGAUGUGUUUCUGUGUGGUUUGUCCUUCUGACUGUGUGUGUGUGUGUGUGUGUGCGUGCACAUAUGCCUGCACUAUUCUGUGUCUGCCUCCCCAGUGCCAGCAGGGCUAAAAGCUCAUUAGUUCAGCUGCCACCCAGCAUUGGGCAUCAUGCUGCAGUGGAAAGACUUCCACAGAUGAAUGGGGCAAAAAAUAUCUGCAGUUUCCUCUACACCACCCAAGGAGCCAAUUCAGUACACUAGAGGCAUGACGGGGAGGGAAAAGGGGGUAAUGGGGGAAGCUGGGGGUAGAUAUGUUUAAAUCAUCUUUGCAGUAGUCAUAGUAACAGGGUUUCACACCCUGCUUCUUUCUGUAUUGCUUAUGGUUAAAAAUGGCUAAUAAUUGGUAGUUAGUUUUGGUGCUAGGUGGCUCUAACCUACAUACUAAAGUCACACUGCUGAAGUGUCCCAGAGCAGGGCACUGAGAGCUGAGGAGAUCUGGUGAGGAUCUGUGUUUGCUGGGAUGCGAUAUUCUUCUCGAUGACAAUAAGUGCCCCCCCUUUAGGGAAUUAGUUUCUGUGUUUUUUUGGCAUCUUAAAGCUUGAAAAUUUUAAUGCUUUCUGACACUGUGGUGCAAAAGUAUUUCCACUGCAUGUUGUCCCUUUGUUUCGUUGUGUAUCAAACAGAAGUUGUGGCAGAAAUAGACAAACUGUAUUUGACCUUUGACAAAACAAAAGCAAGAAUGAAAACCAAACUGAGUUCAAGCUCCGUAUCAUGAGGAACAGCAACUUUUCUGUGUUUGUUUAUUCUUGUCAAAGGAAUAUCUUAGUUUAACUUUUAAUUAGAUUGAACAGGUUUGUCGGGUGUCAAAAGUUUAAAUGAAUAUUUCUUUAAUUACAGGAAAAUGAAUGAAUUGUGUGUUUAUGUAAGUAUUUAGGUGUGACCUCAGAAUGAGAAAUCAGCAUGUAUGGAGAUGGCUGUGAUGAGCUGGUGGACUUUUGAUGUUGUUAUGAUAAGAGAACAUAGUCCAUAAUGCUACAAAGAAGUCUUUUGUAGAUGACAGGUCACCGUUGUAAGCACUUCUGAAGCUUAAGAACUAACCCCAGGCUGUUUAGUCAGCCGUGUGACACCCACAUUUUCUCUUGCAUCAACAGACACCCGCACAAUCUUUUAUUCAGUUCAUUUAAUAAGAGGAAAAAAUGAUUAAUGUGAUCUCAAGACACCCUUGUCUUAUCUUUCUGCACUUACAUUUCCAUUUUCUCUGAUUCUGCCUGGCUUCCGUCUCACCUUUUGCCUCCAUGAUUCUCCUCUUCCAUCCUCUUCGUGCCCUCGUGUCUUUUCAUUGCUUUCCCCUCUGUCUGCCCCACCACCCCAGUGAUGUGAUGUGAAUGAUGGCCCUUGUGUCAUUAGCUGUGUGAUAUGAUGUAUGAGGGUGGGGGGUGGGGGGGUGGGGAGGAGGCUGCAUGGCCCUCAGAUCCAGAAGGUUAAUGGCAUCAGUGGGAGGGAGGCCCAGUUGGAACAGCGGCAGACUGCACAAUUCAUCAGCUUUAGACGAUUUCUCCAGGCACGUGUGUGUGUAUAUGUGUGUAUGUGUGUGUGUCAAAUAGGUGCUUUCUGUUUAUCAAGGAGCUCACUGCCUCACCCCCUCCUCCCUGUUCUCGAGCGUUUUCUGUCAGGCACUUAUCACCGACAAGGAGGUUGAAGCGAUGCAGGGGUUUGGGGGGCGGAGCUGGUUGUUGUGGGUGGAUGCUGGUGGCGGUGGACAAAGCAAAGGAAGAAGCGCGUGAGGAGGGGGAGGGUGGUUGAGGAGGAUGAGGAGACAGGAAAGGAGUGAGAGGCUUCAGGGUAAAUGGGUUAAUCGACUGGUCCUCUCCUGUGCAUCUCCUUUGUUUAUCAAUAAGCCCGGUGGAGUCGACGGAGCACUCUGAAUAAUGCAUGACUCCUGCCACCUCCCUCGCUCGCCCCCCCCUUCUUCCUCCCUCCCUGGUGAAUGAGUGUUUGUGAUGACAUCAGCGAGAGGUAAACAGACAGCCCUUAGCGGUCCCUGUUAUUGGUGGGGGGGUGGUGGGUGGGAUGGAUUAUUGGAUGCAGGCAGGAAUAUUAACUCUGCCUGUGUAGAAGAUUUAUGCGUGCGAGGGAAAGACAUGAUAAACCCACUUUGUUUUGUUAUUGCUCCAAAGCUGGAUUGAAAGCCAGGCAAAUGGGCAGAAUCACACUCACACACGCGCACAUAUCAAUAAAGACUGGCACACUUUAAAUGGUAUUACCAGUUCUGUCUUUAUACACAUAAACACACAUUUACACACACACAACUUCCUCUACCCCGUUGCUGUUGAUCUGAAUGGUUGCUAGCAGAGGGAUGUGUGCGGUUGCUGGGGGGUAAUUUGUUUUGACAGUGUCUCUUAUGAUGGCAGAGAGUGUAGGGUGGAGGUAAUCACCCUCGCUCGCUGUCAAUAAGUGAUUUUAAUUAGCGCAGCUCAUUAGGCUGCCUCAGCAACAUGCCCUGCUGACUCUGUGGUGUGGGCUGCUUUGUUUUUCACUGCUUCUCCUCUCUGUUGUGGUCCCUGUUUAUCUCUUGUUAGCUUGUCUGGGUUUUUGAUUUCAGUUCUCUGUUUUGAUGAACUGAAAGCAAAUGUACAAGAAUAGAUUUCUAGAGAGAGUCAACCAUCAACAGGUCCUGUAGACUGCUGUUACAGUUGCCUAUUCACUUGUGUAAAGAGCCAUGAUGUGUCGUUUCAAACCAGCUUAGGAUGAGGUUUUUUUAUGGCUAGACUUUUGAUACAUUAAUUUUUAUAUUUGAUAUUAAUCGGUAAAUUCAGUUCAGGUCUGUAUGAACAAUGUAAAGCAGUAAACAUAUAUCUACAGUUACAUUUUUAAGACCUGUAAACAUUUGUUAGAUGUGGCAGAUACUGUGGAUAGAGCAGGAAACUGGUAGAGAGGAAGUGACCCAGGAGAAAGAGGUUGUAGGCUGGACAUCAACCUGGGCUGCCCACUUGAAGGCUGUAGCCUCUUCGAUUGUGUACCUGACAUAACCACUGACAUAAAACAGUGCUGUCCUAGCUUUUGUGAUGCGGUUCCCUGCUGACAACAGUCUUGUAGGUGGUCGUUGAAACCUGAAUUACUUUAAUAUUUAAAUUCUGUUUGACUCAAAGUGCAUAUUACUUCUGACUUGUCCAAUAGGCCUCCAGGGAGUCACAAUGAAAUGUGCAAAUCAAAAGCAUUGUGGUCUAGUUGUAAUUCAUCAAGGCAGCAGCAGGAUGCAGAAAGAUGCUGGAGUGGCUCGCCUGCCUUGUGCCAAAAGCGAACAAAUCAAAUGUGAAUUAAGAAAGAAAUGCGCUGAUUUGACCCUAAUUACAUAAGAAUGAAUGUGUCAAAGCUGAAAGCCCAGAUUUCAAUCAUGCACUUACCCGCAGCAACAACAAAAAGGCUUUAAAACAAAUUGGUUCAGAUAAUUGUGAGACAAAAAUCAACAGUGUAGUACUUUCAGAGUAAUGCUGACAAGGCUUGCCAAAUGUAAGCAGCGUUUCUCCUCAAUAUUGUUUUAAUCCUGUUUUUAUCUGAGGGGCGUCGUCAUCAGCAAGUUCUCAAAGCGAGCCAUUAGGAUUGGUUUUCAGGUGAAUGAAAUUUUAUCUGAACAUCUCUAAUUUUUUGUAUCGGUUUUCUCACUUGUUGAAUGAAACAAGGGAAACAGAUCAAGUGCUUUAUCCUAGGGGGGUCAUGUUCGUUUCCUAGACGGAGGAAGAGGGUGAGAGGAAGAGCAGAGGGAGGGAGGAAGAGAGAGGGAGCUUGUGCAAAUGAAUAAUUUAUAGAGGAUUCCUGGAAUUGUUUGCCAAGGUGAUGAUGGCCGACCUGUCUCUAAGCCAAAACAAACUGACUACGAGAACACACACACACACACACACACACACACACACACACACACACUCUCUCUCUCUCUCUGGAGGGGGGUUGACGAGGUUAGUGGAGGCUGUGAGACAUGCUGGAUUUUGAUAGCUGGGCUACAAGGGCUGCUAGGAACAGUGUAACACAAUUAGUGUCUCUGUGUUGGUGUGUAUUCAACCAGGCAGCAGAUGAUAGUUUUGUGUGUCAGUGAUGAUGUGGUUAAUUAAAGAAAAAAAAAGUACUUUGUGCUUGUGUGUACAUAUAAACUAUAUAGUUCCCAGUGAUAGCUUUAAAAUAUUGUUUACAUGAUAGUUUGAAUCAGAUGUAAUCUGCUGGAAAACAGCUUAUCUCCGUACGCUCCCCUGCAGAAAAGGAUGUCAGUACAGUUUUGUGAGUAUGAGCUCAAAAUAGAAAGACAUGCACACGCAAAAUAUUCUUCAUGCAUUCGUAAUGAACAAGAUACCUCUAAGUGCCUCUUUCUUCCUCUGCUCUGGCUGAGAAGAUAAUUCCCAAACAGCCCAUCUCUGCCUCCCCUCCCCCCGUCAUAUGCCACUUGUUUUCCUCGCCAAUUGAAUCCUCGUCAGAGUCUCUGCUUUCUACUUGGGGGCUAAUGCCUGCAGCGACAAACAGCCAAAUGGCUUUCAACGCACCAUUGACAGAGGGAUGCAAUGGAGAGAGAGCCUCUCCAAGCUGUGGUGCUACUAGACAACCCUGAGUACCUGUUAUUGUGGAGCUGCAGUGAAAAGCUUCUGCCGGCUCAAAGGCUUCUGUUUUCAGUGGCUUUAAGUGACAAUAAACUCUUUCCAGUGCCUGUCUCUGCCGCUAAAAGCACUGUAGAAAAUAGAGCCUCCAUAGUAAAGUGGGAGUCAUUUAAGAGUACUGCUAGUCAUUGGAUGUGAUGUGCUGCGAGUAUUUUUUCUCUUCAAAAUGACAGUAGAAAAAAGAAAAGUCGUGUAAAUAAGCAGUAUGCCCGUUUGAACUCUGUGAACAUGUCUGAACAGAGCAGACGGACUUCUUUACAAAGAUGUGGUUGAUGAAGGUGGCAAUUACAAAAAAGGGUUCAUAGUUUGCUUGUCAGCUAGAUGUGAGAGUGAUGUUUGGGAAUGAUAUGACUAACUUAUGCAUUAAGUGAAAACUGUGAAGGUAGUCUGCACCAAAAAAAUGUUACCACAACUGUCAGAGGAAGCCGUGUCUUGGGGAAUAAACAACAUAAGCUCAACUCUGUAUGAUAGCAGCUCCAACACACGUGAUGCUGAAACUCACCUGUUAGAAGAAACACCUGUGUGUUUGAACAUUUCAGCAUCUCCAGAGUACUUUUGGAUUCCAUGGCUGUUUUUUGACUCCACAUGGCGGUUCUGCAGUAGUGAUUGCUCUGAAAAAAUGGGUGCUUUUUUGUGAGUUGGUUUGCGGUGAGGGUUAGCGAUGUUGCUGCUAAUAGCAGAGUGUGUGUCAGCACACUGCUGUGUUCUACAAGCCCCAUGUUGCUCCCCUUGCAGCCAUUUCCAGAGAAGUGGUGUGAUACUGAAACACUCUAAUCCUACUGUGUGUCAUUGUAUCCAGCCCCCGCUAAUGAUGAUGCUUUAUGAGUCUCCACAGAGCUCCCUCCUUCUCUUUCUUUCAGCCUCCCCACGAGUACGGCCCCCUCCCCACCUCCCUGCUCCCAGUUAUCCCUCAUUAAUUUCCCGUGCCGAUCAGAUCGACAGGCCGAAAAUUCAAUUUAAUGACCUGCCUCUUUGCUGCGCCUAAUAUGAUUUUACAGGCUGUUCUGGUCAGGGCCCCAGCCCAAUUUACAUAACGAUCAGCCGUGCCAGAUAGCGUUGCCCCAGCAACAGAAGAGGGGGAAGAUGAGAGAGGAGGAGAAGGAAGGAGGAGGGAGGGCUCAGAGGAGAGGAGUGGAGAUUAGCAGGAAGGGGUGUGAAGAAGUGUUUGGAUGUGAGGAGGAGGGAGAGGGACGGCUGGACGAAGAAAGAAUGCACAGUGCGUCUAAGGUCAGACAGGGGGGUUGUGAGAUAAUUCCUGACAGGCCAGCAAAGGUUUGCCCCCUCCACCCCUCCUUCCUGUCCUUCCUUCACUUAGAAAGAGUGACACAGAGAGCUGAGCAAAGGGCUACUGGCACCUCCUGUCCCUUUUCCCCUUCUCUGUCUCCUCCCUCAUCCUUUCACAGUCAAAAAAGGUUAAAGGAGAAAAUGAGGGGAAUGCAGUGAUGUAAAAAAAAAAAAAAGAGCGGGAAGGACCUCAGUCCCCCCCACACACACCUGCUGGGCCUCCACCCCUAAUCUCUCAGAAUCAAUUAGUUCACCUCCCUCGCUUCAGUCAAACUACAUUACCUUAGUGUCAAAUCAGAGCGUUUCACUCCCCACCACUCCCCCUCUUUUUUCUGUCUCUACUUUUGUAAUUCUCCCCUCCUCCAGCUCCUCUCUCCGUAGAGCUGACAGACUUUAAAAAAGGAAAUGGGUUUGGGCCAAAUGUCUUGGGACAUUCGAGUGCGGUAGGCAGACAGCACAGCAGAUCCAUUUGUCUGAAUGCAGCUCCGUAAAGUGCUCUAUGUUCGUGAUUCGCUGCAGUAUCAUCUUACUGUCCCAGCUAAUAUUCCAGGGUCGAUACAGGGAUGCUUCUGAUAGAUACGGCCAGAGAGUUAACCUGCCCGCCUGUGUGCCCCACCCCCCUCUUUAUGGGCUGUAAUUAUGAAGUAUGGACCUCAUUAUGGUCUCUACAGCCAGAUGGUAUUAGCAUAUUUCAACCUGCUAAUGAAAUAAGGCCUGAAUCUAAUGGAGGCAGGAGAGAGAGGGAGGUAAAUUUGUUUAAAGGCCAUCCCAAUUUAGUUAAGAAAGACAUGAUCUGUCCAGAUGGACGCUGCAAACAUUUCCCCCUGUGUUUUAAAAGUAAUUUAACUGCUCCAUUAUUAUGUUGUCUGUGGCAAGCAGUACACUGAAGCACCAGAGUCCUAAUGUGUCCUCUUUCUUCUCCAACAGACUGAGAUCGCCAAACGUCUCAAUGCAAUUCUGGCUCAGAUCAUGCCAUUCUUGUCACAAGAGGUGAGUGAUUUUUUUCCUCCAGCUUCAUGCGUGAUGUUCAUUGACUUCAGACGAAAGUGUAAGGACUGCUAUUGUGCACAGACCUGGAAAAUAAGAUGUAUAAGAAUGAGAGAGCAUUUUUUUUGGAGUGCAUGACAUGCAUUGAUUGCACAAUUAAAAUUCAUUUCAUUUUUUUUCACUUCAUGGAGCAGUUACAAACACAAACCUGGUGAAAAUGGUCUCAGGGCAACAUGUGUUCUUGGUUAAUAAUAUAUGAGUGGUUAUGCAUAGGUGUGCUUUUUUUGUUGCACUGAAUUUCGGUAUGAUAAAAUGACUUUGGCACAUUAUGGAGCAUAUCCCCCCCCUCAGUUUGAGUGCCAAUUGGUAAAUUUAGGAUGGUAAACAUUCAGACCCUGCAGGAAAAUCAGUUUUUUCCCUCUCUCUGUAUUUUGUAAUUUAUUCCGUCCCAUCAGGAAUCUAAUCUUUGUGUUUCUGUAUCCUGCAGCAUCAACAGCAGGUGGCUCAGGCUGUUGAACGGGCCAAGCAGGUGACAAUGACCGAGCUUAAUGCUAUCAUCGGGGUACGUGGACUUCCCAAUCUGCCUCUCACUGUGUGUAUACCCCCUUUUCUUCCAUUUUUUGACCUCGAGUCAGGGGCAAGACUGCACAAAUAGAAGAGGACCAGCAAACUUUUACAUAAACAUUAUUCAGGCUAUCUAAACAUGAUCACUUGGGCUUUAAAUUUAGGAGUAAAAUGGGAUGAAAAGAGAGUGAGAUUGGCUCUCUGUAUGAAUCUGCCACUUUUUUUUUCUCUUUUGCAUUCAGAUAUUCAGAAUGAAACUCUGUGUCCUCCUCUCUUGUGCCGUCUUGCCCCUGUCUCCAGUGGUUUAUUAUGUUUUUAUUUGAGUUCAUGAUGUUUUUAAUGUGCCGUCAAUAUGGUGUUCACCGAUAUAAUUUCACUGAUUGUUGGUUAACUGUGACCUGUCAGCACUCAGCGUGUAAGUCUUAGCAGCAGCAGCUCUGCUCUGAUUUUCUCGUCUCAGACAGAGUUAAGGAACAUCUGAUAUGAAGUAACACAGUCCAGACUAAGAUCAGAUUGUGGCGUUUCUCAGAUUUCACUUUGGCUGCACUUUAAUUAGAUAAAAGGUUCCAGCCAACAGACUUAGCCCUACCUCUGACCCAGUAACAGGAGGAUUUAAGAGCAGUAAAGUUUGGACAAGCACUGUGACUGCAGCAGAGAUUACAGCAGUAAAGAUGGAGCAGGUCCUGAACAUUUGUGAGCAGUCAAGGAGAAAGGAUUUCAGCUUCAUUCAAACACUUGUCAGAAUAGAGGGAGCAGGAAAAGUCUAAAUAAUCUGACUUGAGGGAACUUUUACUAUAUAAACAACCACAACUGGCUUCUGUUCUUUUUCAAGUGAUUAUUUUAUCGCUUGUUUUCUCAGUACUCAUUUGAUAACGUGUCUCAAAAUAACCAAACUUUCCAAAGCCAGGGGCAACGUCCCUGUUUUGUCUGGCCAAUAGUCCAACAGUUCAGUUUUCUGCCACAUCAGACACGUUUAUGCAAACACAUUGAUGUAGUUACGGUCAAACAUAAUCAGUUAUUGCCUGAAAAUUGACAUUUGUGGUUAAUCUAAAACUGUGGGCUUGUGAUGUUUGAUUAUUCAUGGAUAUUGAACAAUUUCUUUUUGAUCCUUGCUGUUGAAAAUGGAUUUGAUUGGCUGUAAACACCCAAUUGAUUUCCCUUUAUUUAGUCACCAGUUUGCUGACACAGAAUCUCAUUCUGUUUUCUUUUAUUUGCUGUUGAAAAUGUAAAACAUUAAGACCAUUUCGUCAGCGCGCCAUAAAUACUCUCAUCUAAAACCUCCCCAGCAGCAGCUAUUUUAAGGUGUUUAAAUCACUGCAAAGAAAUGUCAACAUUGUCAAUAUUCAAUAUCAGGGCUUAUGGUUUCUGUUUCUUUUGUAGGUCAUUAAAAAGACAUGAGUGUUACUUUCACAGUUUUUCAAAAUCAGCAAAAAAUAUUCUCACAGGAGCUUUAAGAUUUAAUAAAUAGAAUUUCCAAAUUGAAAAACUAACUAAUAUGCAGUAGAUGUAAAUUUAAUCCCCCUAUCCAGUCGCCUAUAACCACUUAAACUGUGUAUCAUAGGAGUACAGGAUGCAUACUGUUUGCUAAAGCAGGUCAUGUUUUUCAUAGUAGGUUUUUAGGGUCAUGGACUUCCUACUUGCUUUUCUUUUUCAACACUUCUCUCAAAAGUUCUUUUUAGUUUUGUGACAGAGCGCAUGUUAAAAUCAGUAAAAGGCCUUUUAAUGGAGCCCCAUCCCCAAACACACUAAACCCACUCUAGCCUAAUGUGCUUUUAGUGUUUUUCCCUUUCAUCUGGUUUAAUUUAACUCCUAUGAGCCGGGCCACUUCUCAAUAGCCAGCUUGGACCCAGAUGGAUAACUGACCCUUUUGAUUAGCCCUCUGUAACAGAGGUUUGUCAUUGGUUAGUUGGUCUCAGUGGUUCGGGGUCAGGUCUAAUGAAAGGCAGCUAUCGAAAUUCGAUUAGAGUAAAUGAGCCAGGAGCACAACCCGCAGUUUUCAAGGUAAUUACUUCCUAUUUCCUUUUUCUUUUUAGUCCCCCAGCCAACUCUGUGAGGCUGUCUACAGUGACCCUACCGUCAUUAAGGGUGGGCAGGGCCAAACAGAACACACAACAAUGCACAGUGACACACACAUUAACGCACACACAGGAAAACAGACUUUAAUCAUGGUGGCAAAGACGUGGCAGGUGAUCAAUCUUCAUGUCCCCUCAGUGCGAGCGAGGCAGUGUGCGGCUGUGAUGUCAUUAAAGUCUCACAGAGAUUCAGAGAGCAUCAGACUCUGGCAGCUCCAUACAGCAGAUAGAUCAGAAGACAGAUUUGAGUCUAGACAACCACACACACACUCGCACAACAGACUGGGUUUUGAUAUGUGAUAAAGUUUACUCAGUAUAUGAAAGUCCCUGACUGCCUCACUGUCGCCUGUCAGGGUGUGCUGACUGAGAGCCAAUACAAAAGAUGAGUUUCAGCUUUAGGUUCAGGGGGACCCGCUUUAUGACCACCUAGAAGUUUUCUCAAAUCAAAAAUUGAAUUUCAAAAUAAGCUGACCUAAUAAUCACCAUUAAAGAAAAAAGACUUCUGAAUAUGGAAGUCUGUAGAGAAAAGAGUGACUGCAGAUUUCAGUCCAGUAGAUGUUGAUCAUAACUCCUCUUUUAUUCUCUUAAAGAGGAAGUCUGUCUGUAUGAGAGAUUUUAAUAUCUGCCGUCUAUGCUGGGAGUCUAAAUACGAAAUGGCCUUUAGAGGCUUCAGCAUGUGUGUUAGAGAAGUGUUGAACUCUGCAGUUAAUAUAUGAUAUUUGACAUUGAACUGAUCAAGUCAAAGAAAUGAAUAAGAAAAUGUUCCAAUGUCAUUUUUAUUCACAUUUGUGUUACGAGGUCUAAGGCAACCAAGUUCUUUUAGUUUCCAUUAAAUCAACAAUGCAGUGAAGAGGGUCAAAGGCAGACCCUCUAAAUACUAACAUAUGGUUUACAUAUCAAACGUAAAAGGACAGUACAGACCUGUAGCCUUGGUGCGGUGACAAGCUGAAUAGGUGACUGAAAAGCCAACAUAAAAAUGCAAAUAAGCCUCCCCUGUCCUGCUCGCUGUUUUGCAUAAGUUAUAGCCCGAGGCGUCUUAUGAUUGAGUUUGAUUGAGAGUCAGAGGUGCCGUCUCAUUUCCAUUCUCCUGCUCUCAUUUCCAUGAUUCAACACGAGCCAAGAUUGUACCGAGAUAAUGUUUAACCAGUAGGUUACAGGUGCUGCGCUUCUUAUCACCAACCCUUUUGUUAAUAUGUCGAGCACACAACUUUAAUACUGCCUGCUUUUGUUUUGGAUGUCUCUUACUUGUACUUGAUUUACUCUUUGUAACCAAAGAAAGGUGCAACAAAACUCCUCUUCUUCCCAUCUGCUGCUGGACUGUAAUAAAAUCUAUUUGCUUUCUUUGACAAUCAACUGAAUCAUUUGUGGAUCUGGAUCGUCAAUAAAACAAUACCAGUCAUUCAUACAACAAAAACAACCUCCUGAACACAUGCAAAACAAGAGCUAGCCGAUAAUGAAUCAUAGGUUGCUACUUCAGUUUUCAUUAUCCUGUCCAUGCUUGUGUUAUUCCUGGCUGAAUCCCACCUCUUCCUCUCUCCUUUGACCCAGCAGCAGCAGCCGCCUCAUAGUGUUUACCCAGCCUUCAUGGUCAGUGUCCAGGGAGUUACACAAACUGUUUUUCCCUGAGUGUUUGCUGGCAGUCUAAUGUGUGUCUUUGUUAACAGAUGUGAUGCUUUUUACACACUAGGCAUGUCUUGGGUGUGUUUGUUUAUCUUGUUUGUAUUGUGUCGUUUGUCUGCGUUAAUCAGGUGACAGAGAUUUCAAGGCGUGUUUUUUGUUAACCUUAGAUACAGUCCCACGGUCUGAGUUUCAUUCCACUAGUAUAGUCAAUCAGAUCUGCCUUUAGCGUCAGAUGUAGUGUAAUCUUUGUCACGACGACGGAAGGAGCUAUGAUGAGCCACUGAAGCCGUUGUAAAGCACAGAAUAAGUAGGUAAUGUGGCGAUGACUGCCAGACUUAUUAAGCCAGUCUGCCAGCUGGUUUGUGCCGGUGCUGUUGAUGCGUGUUCCACCUGACAGUACUGUUCUGCAGGGAGCCAGCUUCGCCUAGUUAACUUUAAUUGCCUGUUUCCUGUGGAAGUUGCCUGAGCUGCGGCGGCAUUUACACAUAAUGAAAAAAGAUAAGUGUGAAAGGAAGCCAGCUCUUUAUCCAUGAAUAUUGAAUUGGAAGCAAUUUAUUUUCAGAUUUUUCUCCCUCUCCCUCUCUCUCUCUCUCGUUCCCUUCCCUCCCCUCGUCUCUCCUCGCUCCUCUUCUCAGCCAUAGCUCGUUAAUGAGGCUUCUUGAUAAUGAUCCCUGCACGCUUUUCCUCAUUAGGCACACUCAAUAGGGACGUCCCUGCCUCGGUCCCUCUCUCUGUCGUUCUCUUGUUAUUUUCUGAUUCUGCCUCUCCCUCCCUUUUCUUCCUCUGGCUGCCCCUUCCUCUCUUUUCCUUUUUCACAACAAAUAGGCUGCUCAGCACACCAGUACAAUAUCGAUUAACAAUGCUGCUCCUCGGUCGCUUAUAUCCAUUGUGCGAUUUCGGGUCCAGCUCCUCAUAAUGAGCUGACUGAAUAAUGGCCAGCUGCUAAAUAAACCUUUAAAUGUGGUGAGCCGCCACAUGUACCUCGGCCUAGCUCAUGUAAUGAAUGUAUGGAUGAGCGUAUUGAAGUUCUAUCCAGCCAGCAGAAUAGCAAUCAUGUUUUUUUUUCUGUUUAAGAGAGGCGGUUGAUGGAUGUGCUAAGUGUUAUUUAACCUUGUUUUAAAGCACUUGCUUCCCUCUUGCCUGAGUGGCUAUUUAACUCCUGUCUAUCUACUCACUCCUCUGACUGGCUCACACACACACACACAAACACGCAGACACACACAUCCACGGCCUCUUGGGAUGCGUGUGUGUGUUCUCCAUUGUGUCUGUGCUUAGCUGCAUUUUGCUCGAGGUGUGGGCGUGCUUGCUUGGUUUUCCAGUGUUGAAAGGUUUCGAGGUUUUUGAGUGUAGACCUAUUGAUUUUUGACUGUCCCAGCUAUGAUUGAAGCACAGCAGUUUGGAGGGAGCGAAAAAAAAACAGGAGGAUUUCUGAGAAUCAGAGGAGACAUGGUGUUGAGUUGAAUAUAGUUGUGUCAUAUAAUCUUGUAACCUUAGGGGGAAAAGAUAAGCAGUUUAAAAAAAAGGGGUUUAAUAAGUCAAGGGCACAAAAGAGUGUCAUGUCUGUAGUAUACAAACCGAGAGUGUAACACUAUUGCUCAUCCAUGGAAGAACCUGACACUAACCUGUAGGGGUGGGAGAAAAAAAAUCAAUACGGUAUAGUAUCGCAAUAUUUUGUCUGGUGAUACAUCAUCUUAUUUACCAAGAAUCGAUUUUUUCAAAUAAACUGCUUAUGUGAAGUCAAAUCUAUGAUAAUGGGAAAAUAAAAUCAACUGUUUGUCCAGUGAGGUUGGCAGAGGUGACAUCGUAGAGCAGGAGAAAGUUAGUGCAACAAAUCUAUAUAAGGUUUGCAAGAUAAGCAACAUGAAAAUAAAAUACUGUGUAAAUAAGACAAACGUAAAGGAAAGACAAAUGCUAAAUUAGCCAAACAGUUGAAAAAAUUGUAUAAAUCACAGUAUAUAAUAUUGCAAUACUCACUGUAUUGCAAAAUUUAAAAAAUCGCAAUAUUGUAUUGUGAUAAUAUCGUAUCGUGAUGAUUCCCACCCCUACUAACCUGGUGCAACCGCUUUAGUCAUCCACACAGCUAUUUAGACCAUCAUUAAUAUCAAUUACAAGGCAUAAACAUGAUAAAUGAUGUACCUCCAGCUUCUUAAACGACAUCAUUUCCUGUUUUUCUUUCCCCCCUAAUAACUAAAAAUUAAAAUAUUUCAGUUCAGAUUAGUCGGCUAGAACUUGGGCGACUAUAGUUUGGGUUUUUCAUGUUGCAGACGGGCAACUUUCUCUAUUUUCAGCCUAAAUUAUUCAGCGAUGAAUCAACACUAAUGCUUAAUAAAUGAAGUAACAGCUGCAGCCCUACUUUGAAGUGCUGUUUUUUUUCUCUUAAGUAAAUUAUGAGUUUAUAAGUGCCAGUUAAUAUUAAGUACCAGCCAUAAUGUUGUAAGUCACAAACAUUUCAUCAUUGAUAUUAAUUGUUGCCUCGUGAUCAGUCCAGUCCAGAUGCUUGAGACAGUCAGAGUGUUGGAUUGAGUCAUAAUAAGACGGGAAGGUUUUUAAUCAGCCUUCUCUUCUCCAGCACCUUCUCCAGAUGAUUCUCAUACCAUACAACCAGAGUUAUGUACAGAAUCUGGUUUUCCCUUCAGCCGGUGAAUGAGCUGGAUCAGCAUGUUGGCACUCUCUGUCAGUCUAUUCUGCAUAAACGGUUUGGCCUUGAACUAAAUGCGCUCAAAGCCAGCUCUAAUGCAUGAGUGGAGUGUGGUCAUCCAUGGAUUCACUUCCCAGCCGACCCACUUGUCCUCUGUCUUGUCUCUGUGCGUUUGUUUACAGCAGCAGCAGCUCCAGGCUCAGCACCUCUCUCACGCGGCCCACGGCCCCCCAGUCCAGCUCCCCCCUCACCCAUCGGGCCUGCAGCCGCCCGGCAUCCCCCCUGUGACGGGUGCCGGCUCUGGCCUUUUGGCUCUGGGUGCUCUUGGCAGCCAGGCCCACCUGCCUGUAAAGGGCGAGAAGAACCACCACGACCUGGAGCACAGAGGUGAGGAGCACAGCCUGCCACAUGAGCACGUGCACACACAAACAAACACACACACUGCCUGCAGUGUUCCACUGCUGAUGGGGGAUUGUUUUCACUAGAACUUGUUCUACCAGCCAGAUGCAUUUAUCAUAGAAACAAGCUGCUGUGUAUUUCUGCAUGUAGGUGUUUACGGACGAAAUCACAGAGGGUGAUGAAAAAAAACAAUUAUACAGCUUUCUUCAGAACUUCAAACAUUUUUCAUUAAAUACAGGAUAAAAUUUGUAACUGAUGGUCUUAUUUGUGUCUUUACUCAUGUUGUAUUGAUCAGUUAUAAACCAUUAAAAUAGCUGUUUUAUCGACCUUUAGGUUUCCAGGCAUUUAAAUGAAUUAGUCAAGUUAACAAUAAAAUGUGAUGUUCUCACUUUCUACUUAGACUUAAAGUCUGCUGUCAUAAAUGUCAGUAAUUCAGUGAGGUAUUGUGGGUAAUAAACCCACAAUAGUACAAUAGCCUUGACUUAUUUGGACAUGAAACUGCUGGGUAACUAAUAGAUGUUUUUUGUUUUUUAAAUAGUACUUAAAUAAUCAGUCGGUACUUUCUAUCAGAGAGCUCCUGACGUCUCCCUCAAAGGUCAGAGGUCAAAUAGUGGGGAGUCCUCUUGAUAAACUAAACAAUAACAAGGUAAAGGGGAAGUAUAGGCCUCAGUUUUCACCGUCUGGAAAUCUCAAACUUGCUUUUUCUUAAGUCACUGUUUAUUUCUCAUUAAAAAAGCAUCAAUUUAUGGUCGACUCAGCUUUCAUAAAGUCACAGCUGCUAAAAACUACAUAAUGUCUAAUAAUAAACAGUUACCAAUCUUGUAAAUAUCUUUUUCAGUCAGUGUGUCUAUGAACUAAACAACAGAGUUUUGACUGACUUGUUUUGGCUCUGGACUUGUCUGAUCUUAAUACAGACUCUCGGUGACACCCAUACUAAUUUGUGUUUUGCUUUCUUCUCUCCUGGCCCCUCAUCUUUUCACUCGCCUCUGGCCCUUCCUCUGAAAGAACGCGAGUCGAGCACGGUACGUUGACUUUGGUCUCCUCUGUCUCCUGUGUGUGUCUUGACUUUGCCGGUCUCUGGCUCACUGUGUUUGGUGAUUAGGUGUACUUUACAUAGACUUAAGCUCCCCGUUCAAUAGAAAUUCAUGCUCUCUCUGUAAGAACACACACUUUUUUGUACUCUGGAGGUUGACUGGAAUCAAAUAAUGAAGUCUGGCCAAAUAAGCCGGUGCCAUCUAAUCCAGGUGGAAAAUGACUCCAAUCACUGGGCGAGGAUUAGUAGUCAGCCAGCUCCUUUAAUUUCAGCACAAUUAAAAGCGACUUUGACUCUCCUUCUCUUCUUCCCCUCCUUACUUUGGAGGAGUCACUGUUGCAUGUGUCCAAUACCUGACUGCUUUCAUCUCCAUUUAUGUAAGGUUAGCUUUUUCUUUGCAUACGCCUCUAUUUUCUGCCCUCUCCUCCUCUUCUUAUCUCUCUCUCAUUUGCUCGUUUCCAACAUCUCCCUCUGUCUCUAUCUCUCGCCUCCUCCUUCUCAUGUUAAAGUCCUUGUUUAUUGGACUGGCUUAAAGCUCUCAGUGAGCUGGAGCGUGACAACCUGCUGGAUCUGCUCGGCCAGAUUGAGUUCCCAUUGACUGACCAUCCUGAAUGGGCCCACUCAUGUCUGAAGGGAACCCAAACUCUUCCCCCUCUGUCUCAUAUGGUGACAAGCGGCUGCCAGUGCAACCUUACCUGAUCUCUUUUCCAAUGCGCGCACACACGUUCUGCCCUGUUGUCUCGUUGCAUCUGAUACCAGAGUUGGAGGCAAGCGCAGGGUUAUUGAGUCUACGCAAUCCAUUAAAGGUCACCGGCUCAGACACACAAACAGGCUACAAGAGAUCUCUGUCUGCCAGGCGGCAUCUCAGCACCAAACCAGACUGACUCUUCCUCAGCAGUAGCUGAACAGAUUUCCAUAUUUUGACCUGAGAAGGAGGGUCGUGGAAAUGUCAGGAGCAGUUUCCUAACCACAGUGUUGUUGUUUUUAUCAGCCGUUUCCGCUCCGUCUUUUUAUCAUCUUCUUUAACUUAGUUUUUAGGUUGCCAGUUUUCUUUGCCGCUCCUCUUUCUCUCCCCUUUAUUUGCAGCCAAGAAGUCAGACAUCAUCUUCCCUGCUCCCCAGAUCUACCUCUUUCUGAAGGCAGGGAUUUGUUGAGCUGCCUGACAGUGUGGCCUGGCCUCAGGGUUUUGCUUGCUUCCCCCUCCCCUGCUCCCCCCACCCCCCUCUUCCUCUCCCCUUCUCUGCCUGUCGGCCUGUUUGGCAGUGCUACCCCUCCACACCAGUGCCCAGACUACAAAACCCCCGUUUGCAGCUUCUGAGAGAGUGCCAGCCUGUCCGGGCAUUCCCACUAGUGGGGAGAACUCGUUGCCACACUGCUACGCUCUCAUGGCUUGCCAAGUUCCUUUCCUGUUUUGCUCUCUUGUCUUUCUUCCUCUUUUUUUUUUUUUUUUCUCAUUUUCUCACUCUGCCUCUUUCAUGGCUCUUUUCUCUGCUGGCAACACCCUCUUUGUGUCUUCACAUUGCACUCUUGUCCAGGUUUCCUCAAUGCUCUCUUUCUUUCCUUCCUCUUUUUUUUUCUAUUCUGGUUGAAUUUCAUGAACUCUGCUGUCAUUCUUAGGUGUUUUGUCACUGCUUCAGGCCACACAGGCACACACACACACACACACUCACACACUCACAUAGGGGCUUCACAGCAGCUGUAUAAUGCAUUCUUUCCAGCUUGACAGUGGGAGAUUCUGGUCACUUGUUUUUAUUUACAUGAAUUCCAAUGUCAAAAAAAAAAUGUGCAUGCAAAACUAUGAGCAGUUUCUUUUCGAUAAAAGUGCACCAAGCAUGUCUCUGACUGUGCUUCAAGAGGAUUCAAUGUCAGGUGGUGUGCAUGUGUGCGUACACGUACCAAAUAUCCCAUACAGCACUCCUCGUCCUCCUCACACUCUCUCUCUUCACCUCCUCUCAACCUGUCUUAAGCCUCACCUCGCUCAGGAGUUAAUGCUUUUGUCUUCCAGCUGUGUUUUGUGUGUUUGUGGGUUUUCUCAGCUGCCUCAUCUGUUUCCUCCUUGCUCUAUUGCUCUGGCAGCCGCAGCAAUAGAAGCCGAGCGGCUAAGCUAUCCCAGAAUCCUCUUCCGCUUCAUCUAUCACAAAUCAGUCCAGGAGCAUUGUGCGUUUUUUUUUGCUUUUCAGACAAUACUGUCGCCACUAAAAGGAAAAGGCAAAAAAAGCUGACAUGGACACACUGUUUUGGUCGUUUUAAGUUGCUGACUGUCAGAGUGUCACAUGCUGCAUCUUAGCCCUGAUACAUUUAUUUGACCUGGUAAAAAUGAGGCAGGGCAGUGUGGACUUUAACUUAACAGUCACUAACACCUACAAUCUUCCCAUCCUGAGCAAAGUGUGAACUUAAUCCAAAUCAGUGAGAGUCACAGUAUGUUUUUCAAUCGCAAUGCGUACCUAUAUGAAUGACCCAAAGAGCUGAAACCUGUCCUUUUACAUCCUGAACAAACUGUCAGCAUCUAUAAAAGACACCCUGUACAAGAUGAAGCACCCAGAAGGCAGCAGAGACUGAGGUGGUCUGACUACAUGCUGUUGUUGUUGUUGGCAGAAUAACUCUGUGUCGCCGUCAGACAGCCUGCGGGCGGCAAGUGAGAAGCACCGCGGCUCUUCAGAUUACGGUCUGGACUCCAAGAAACGCAAAGUGGAUGACAAGGAUAGCAUGAGCAGAUAUGUGAGUGGAUGGUUUUAUUCCUUUCUUUGGUUGACAGUGAUUAACAGCUCACCUGUUUUGGCUGCUGCGCACCCUAGACUGGUUUCUCGUUCUCACUUGGCUGCUUUUCAAAGACUUCUGCCCAUCAGAAGAACUUUAAUGAGCAACCAUAAUAUUAACUCCCGAACAAGCUGUUAAUUAUCUGUAAUUUUCACUGUAUAAACACUAACAUGGCUCAUAGAUGAUUCAUUUAAUAGGUCGGUGAUUUUUGUAAUAGUUUUUCCUCUAAAUGUCAUGGCGAGGAGCGAGCAAACCGGCUCUAAUUAUAGUUCCAGCGGAGAAGAUGUCAUUAGUGCAAGAUGCUCCAGCCAGCUUCAUACAUGUGAACCUGGUGUGGUUCAAAAAACUUGGACCAGUCAUGUUGAUAAUAUUUGACCGCUGAUAGCUGAGUCUGUCACUCCUUCUUCACAGGACAGUGACGGAGACAAAAGUGACGACUUGGUGGUGGACGUUUCCAAUGAGGUAAGACUGUGUUUGAACGAAGCUGCUCCGCCACAUUCCACAGUGCGAACACCACACAGAAACUAAACACAGCGCUCUUUUGUUGUUUGUCUGUUGGAGCCUCGACACCUUUCACAGCGCUGCCAAAAAGUCUGUCAUAAUAUUGGUUGUGUGUGUGUGUGUGUGUGUGCCAUGAGUGUGUGCUCACUUGCUGUAUUUCUUUAGCCAUUCAUGCAGAACGUAAGACAAAAAACACAAAGAGAAAAGGGAGUGACAGGUGAAUGAAAAGUGUGUGUGUGUGUGAGGGGAGAGAGUACGAGCACGCAUGAGUAUAUUUAUCUGUGUUUGCACAUGAGGCCCAGGUUUGUUUGACCUACAUGUACAUGCCAGUGGCUUUCCUCCGCUCUGUUUGCUCAGCCUCCCUCUCUUUCUGUCUCGUUAAACUCGGCAGGAUCCGGCCACCCCUCGAGUCAGCCCCGCUCACUCUCCUCCAGAGAACGGCCUGGAUAAAUCCCGAGUCCUGAAGAAGGAUGCUGCCCCCAACAGCCCGGCGUCUGUCGCCUCGUCAGGCAGCACGCCGUCCUCCAAAGCCAAGGACCACGCCCAUGUGAGUGCGAGCGACACAGUGAGGGGGCUGUAGAGGGGAUGAAAUAAGGAGGUUACAGUAGAGGGGGUGAAGGGUGAGCUGACAGACUAAAGGGCAUUUGUCAACUGAAGUGGGUGUCUGUGUGAAGGACUUAUACGCAGGAGACUUAGCAGGCAGCUGCUAUAAAGGGCUUGAAGGGGGCAGAGGGCGGAUGCACUCUCAGGAAAUCAAACCCUGUGGCUCACUCCUCUCAAUCUCCUUUAUGGCUUACCCAAUAAAUGGUCAUUUCUCCCUCCACCCAAGGCUGUAAAUAACCCAGAGACACCACAGCAAGGGAACUGCUGUCUCAAUCUUUUCUUUACUCAUCUUCUCCCUCACUAUCAUCCCCCCACUUUUUUUUUCCCUCCUGCACUGGAGCUCACAGGAAGCAGGCUAAAACAAUCCUCAUGCAUCAGUUUUACAACAACCACUUCAAUGAGGAUAAGGAUAGAUUUAUAGUCCACAUCACUCCCCUCCGCCUCCCUCGAUACCCAGCUCCUCUCUGCCCUCAUUAGUGCGUGUCACCAAGAUAAACCCCCAAACCCCCCACCUCCCGCUGCAGAGGAAGAAAGAUGGAUUAAUUAUGAGAGAAGUGUUCGGACCGCCAUCUUGCUUGUCUAGCUACUCUUAACAAGCUUGACUUCUAAGCUAAGGUUUAUGCCCCUACCCCCAACACACACACACACACACACACACACACACACACACACACAGACACACACACACAGACACACACACACACACACACACACACACCAGGGCUGUAAUGAAGUGUCAGUGUUAGAUUGGAUUACCUUGAGCCGUCCACUCAGAUUGUCACUCUGGAUUUCCCUGGCAGUGGGGGUAUUUUUGACUCACUGUGGGAUUUUUUCUUGACUGUGGCAUGGGCGCUGUUUGAUUUGAGAGUGUGUGUGUGUGGCUCAGUGAGUGAACUUUGUGUAAGAGGAUACGAAACAAGAUUACGCUCUGAGGUUAAAGAGUAUUUCAUUUUUAGAACGACAAGUCAUCCACACCGAGCCUGAAGUCCAACACGCCGACACCAAGAAAUGAGGCCCCGACACCGGGGACCAGCACCACGCCAGGUCUGAGGCCUCUCACCAUGGGCAAACCACCAGGCAUGGAGGCAUUAGGUACAUUUAAACCUCUUCUGUUAUACAAGUAACUGUCUGAUGAGGUGAAAGUGAAUUCUGCUGAAUCUUAAUUUAGCUGAAAUAAGGAUUCUGAGAAAUGUCUGCGCACACAGGGGGAGGUUUUAUGACGAAGGUACCAAGAAUCUGAUGAGCCUUCUUCAAACAGGUUAUGGAGUGCUGGUAGAAAAACCCAUUUUGUUAAACGGUUACAACACUGUUAAAAGUUAACUGGAGAUUUAUCGGAGUUAGAUAAGUAUUCAGAUGAAAAUUCAAAAACCUCCCAGAAGUUAGUAGCCUGGAGUUUUUCACCACGUCACACUCAGGAAAUUAAGUAAAAUGUGAAUAAUUGUGAGCGAAUCAUAGUUUAGUGUUUCCAAAUGUUCGUCUGUUUUCUGUAAAUCUAAUCAAACGCUCCUUCUCUUCUCCAGCCGCUCCUGCCUUGCGUACACCUCUGUCCAUCGCAGGUUCCUACGCCACCCCGUUUGCUAUGAUGGGUCAUCACGAGAUGAACGGUUCCCUGACCAGCCCGGGCGUCUAUCCGGGUCUCAUUUCACCACAGAUGAGCGCCGCAGCUGCUGCCGCCUACGGACGCUCCCCUAUUGUAAGCCUUCCAUUCUCUCGAUGCAGUUGUUCAUCAGAUAUGCUCUCAACGCUCACAACUGAACAAAUAAAGCUGCUCCACUACACACACUCAGAUGUUCCUCCUCCACCGGCAGGGUGAAUAUUUCCCUGCAUUAGGUUGUUGGGGUCUUGUCUGCAAAACGACUUUGAAAACUUGAGUGAUCCUCCUGUAUUUCCAUACCUCAUUGCGAAUGUUUCUGCUCAGCUGGCUGCUGCUGCUUGUUGUGUGUACAUAAUGAGGGAGUACAAAGACAGCAGCGCUCCUCAACUUUGAUGUUCGUUAGUUAGCAUUCUAGAGGCUUUAAAAAAGGCUCCCCCCCAAAACGCAGCUCCGUGUUUGAAAGUCUCCCAGGCUUUCAUUAGCAUUAGCAGGCAGGAUGUUGUAGCCUUGUGUAAAACUUCUCUGUACGCAGUGAAGCUGAGUCUACGUCUUUCAAAGGAUUUGCCUGCAAAUGAUUUUGGCUCCUCGGGGCAUUAGCAGAUAAAGCAAAGCAUAGUUUUCAGUUUGAAUAUUAGCUUAUUCUAAUGUAUCUUUGAAGAUGAUUAGUUGUUUUUAACUCUGCCGCUCUCGCUCCUGCAGGCGGGAUUUGAUCCUCAUCCUCACAUGAGAGCUCCGGGCCUGCCAGCCAGCCUCACGUCCAUUUCUGGAGGAAAGCCGUGAGUGUCUGGAGUUUGACUUCAGCUACUUUUCUUCUUGUGAACAUUUAGUUUUUACUUAGUCACUCAGACUGACCGACUCUUCAUCCCCCUGUAGAGCAUAUUCUUUUCACGUGAGCGCGGACGGUCAGAUGCAGCCGGUGCCCUUCCCUCCGGAUGCGCUGAUUGGUCCAGGCAUCCCGCGCCACGCUCGCCAGAUCAACACACUGAGCCACGGGGAAGUAGUGUGCGCUGUCACUAUCAGCAACCCCACACGCCAUGUCUACACCGGCGGUAAGGGCUGUGUCAAGAUUUGGGACAUCAGCCAGCCAGGCAGCAAGAGCCCCGUGUCCCAACUGGACUGCUUGGUAACUAAUCUCUUAUUAAGGUCCUUAAAGUUAUGGCUUUGGAAUAUUGUGAAACGUUUGUGCACGAGUGUUUUUGUGUUGUUAAAGUGGAUGCUUGAAAGUGAGAACAAAGUGUCAAACCAGAGCGGAAGCAUAAUGUUCUUGUUUCAUAAGGUCUCUGCAAACUUCCUCCUUCAUUAAGAGUAUCUUGAGCAUCAAAUGUAGCCUGACUCCACAUCCCAUCGUGGCUUUUCCCCAGAUCCCAUCUGACAGGGAUGUGAAUAAUUCAGCAAAGUGUCUCUGCUGUGCUGAAAUAAUCCUUGGUGAGAAAAAAAAGCCUGCUGAGUAAUGAUGUUCUGAUUGGCCGACCCUGUCUGCCAUUACCCAGCUCAUUACUUCCUCCCAACUGCCUCCCAUUUCUCAUUUUGAUACUGCAGCUUCAUGCCGUUCAACUCAUAAAGCCUCCAGCACCCUUAAGGUGCGUCCUGAGUGCAGUUGGGUCUUAUAAAGCCAUCAGGGUGCUGUUUUAAUUUGACCGAGAGCUUGAGCAGUCCUAUUGAUCUCUUUCUUUCUGCUCUCCUGGAGCUCGGCCAACAGCUGCAUCUCCUCACACUCCCCGCUUCUCUUGUUAUAGCUGACACCCACAUCUUCACUGAAACACGGAGGAAAACUCAGCUUGAGUUCAGCAGAGACAGUUUUGAUGUUCUCUACAGAAUUAUAAUUGCGUUAGUUCUUGGCCUUGACUGUCCUUUACUCAGGUGUUUGUAAGGAUCGCAGAUAAACGAUGCCAAUAAUCAAGACCUCGACAUCGCUUGCUUCUGUUACAGAACAGAGACAAUUACAUCCGCUCGUGCAAACUGUUGCCUGACGGCCGCACCCUCAUCGUGGGUGGUGAAGCCAGCACACUGACCAUCUGGGACCUCGCCUCACAGACGCCUCGCAUUAAGGCUGAGCUCACUUCUUCUGCUCCGGCCUGCUACGCGCUGGCCAUCAGUCCAGAUGCCAAGGUCUGCUUCUCCUGCUGCUCAGACGGAAACAUAGCUGUGUGGGACCUCCAUAACCAAACCCUUGUCAGGUCAGUGCUGUGGCCCAGAGGGUCUGUUUUUUUUUUCCGAACGUACUGUUCACAUUUAAAGACAAUCUCCUUCUUUUGGUUUUGGACACCCUUAGGAUUUGAUGUUGUAAAUCUUCUGAAUUCAUGUCUUUGUUUGUUUGUUUUUUUGUGGUGUUGCAGGCAGUUCCAGGGACACACAGACGGCGCCAGCUGCAUCGACAUCUCUCACGACGGGACCAAACUGUGGACUGGAGGGCUGGACAACACGGUCCGCUCCUGGGAUCUGAGAGAGGGACGGCAGCUCCAGCAACACGACUUUACCUCACAGGUAGAAAGAAGCUCGCGCAAACACACACAUUACGUUCUUUUUUACUGCCAUUUGUUUCAAAUGUAAAAAACCUCACCCUUGUCGCAGAUCUUCUCACUGGGCUACUGUCCCACCGGAGAAUGGCUGGCCGUGGGCAUGGAGAGCAGCAACGUGGAGGUGCUGCACCACACCAAGCCUGACAAGUACCAGCUGCAUCUGCACGAGAGCUGCGUACUCUCACUAAAGUUCGCCUACUGUGGUGAGUAACAGGCUGAAAGCAUCUUCUUAAUCGUGUGAAAACCAGCUCUGAUUUCUGGGUAAAUGAACAUCGUAAUGCGGGGAUUGUUUUCUGGGAAAUUGAGGUUGAAGCCAAACAAAGGCAGAAUCUGUUUUCAUCCAUCACUUUUCACUCAUGGCCUGAAACUCAUUAUCGCCUGAGAUCUUCUUGGAGAGUCAUAUGAUUGUCUAGCUCGGUUAUUUGAUGAUUCCUGCCUUACUAAAUGAAGCCUCAGAGAUUUUGACAAGCUUUCUGGCGUUAACCACAUCCUCUAACUCUCUCCACAUGAGUGCAGGCUGUAAUAUCUGUGUUGUUCUGGACUAGCGCUCUGGCCGUGACCCCUUGAAACAGUUUUAAGCAAUCGGGUGUGUGAUGACGGUCUCAUCGCUGUAAAUCUGAGCGACAUUAUUUUGACUUCUUAAUCACAUCGAAAUGUCACGGCACGGCUUGCUCCCGACACUCUUGAAACAGCGCAUGGUAAAAGUGUGUAACUGUAUUAACAAUGAAGCCGUUAUUUGCUCGUUACAGACUCCAGUAAUUGCUUUUUCAGUUUAAAUCAUUGUGCCUGUCGGGCAGACCAGAUGGUUUCAAGUUUAAGGCUCUGACAAAUUAGGUUUUACUAUCCCCUCUUUUUUUUUAAACCAGAACAGUCGAUAUUCAUUUCCACUCACAAGACCCCCUCUGAGCACAACCUCAUAUCGCUGCUCCACAGAAUGGGUUCAUUCAAAUGAUUCUCACUGCUUCAGAGCUCUUGCUGUCACUAAUUAAAUCAUUAGCCAACUAGUCAGUGGGGUAAUUAAUCAGAGGCUGAUUAAAACAAUUAUCAGGGUGGACAUGGUGUGAGGCUCUUUCAUGAUGUGUAUUUUAUGACAGUGUCAUAGUUUUCCUCUCACUAAGGUUUUAUGGUCACUGAUAAGGCGUCAAGACAAACAACCGUGUGUUUGCAUAAGCACACACACACACUCUCCUUUGGCUGUUUUUUUUCUGAGUCUGUUCUGUGUUUGCAGGUAAAUGGUUUGUGAGCACAGGGAAGGACAACCUGCUGAAUGCAUGGAGGACUCCUUAUGGCGCCAGCAUAUUCCAGGUAACUACAGGAAACAUUAACUGACAGCAGGACGUAAAGAAGGAGAGAAAAUCACAGGUUUGAUUGAGGACAUGCAGGAAAAAGCUUCUGUCCUGUUAUGCAGAAUUUUCUGUAGAGUCGUUCAAAACGGGAGCGCAGUGGUUCCCUGGAUGAUCUGCUCUUUAGGUGCAGUCAGCAGCUUUUGCAGAGCUUUUAUCUACGUUUCAGCUUUUUGACAGUUUUAGGAGUGAGCUCGAUGUAAGGGGGAGGAAAGGGGAAAUUUAAGAUAUGACAUUUUUGAAACACAUUGAUCAGAAGAGCAAAUCUCACUGUUCUUAGACUGAGCAGGCUGUGUAAGUAUACAAAUGUCUAUUUCCUUGGUGGAUGAAACUGCAGCGUGAUAACCACAAAAACAGAUAACUUAGUGAGAUGAACGUCUUAAAGAGGAGGAUUUGAUGGUCUUUUUUUUUUUUUUUUGCUCCCACAGUCAAAGGAGUCAUCCUCCGUCUUGAGCUGUGACAUCUCAGCAGAUGACAAAUACAUCGUGACGGGAUCUGGGGACAAGAAGGCGACUGUCUACGAGGUCAUCUACUAAACAGACGAGGCUCCUGCUCUACUUCAGCACUUCUACUGAGAUAACUUUAUUUUCUGCUACCAAUGACCAACCGUCUGUGGACUACAACUCGCUAAGAUAAACCACAGAUCUGGCAGAGUCACCUGGCAGGGAUCGCUGGAGCUGUUGGCAUUCGGAUAACUGUGCUGGAGAGAUGUCUUUUUGUUCUUUUUUGAUUUUCGGAGGGUUUAUUUUUGGGUAACGUUUUUUGUGACUUCAGGAUUUUUUGCUGUUUUUCCUUCAGAUUUUUUUUGGUUUAACCAAAUGAAGCAGCGCUUCAGUUCGGAGACCUUUGUUCCACAGAUGUCUCGUGAAAAGUGUACAUAUCGGAUUAAAAUAAAGACAUUUUAUAUAUAUUAUGAGAAUAUAUAUAUUUUCAUGUCCUGGGUGUACUUGUGAUGAAUUUUUUUUGCCCACUUGGCCAUGACUUUUGGGUAGGCGAGCAGAGCAUAGAUUACGACUUUUUAACACGUUUGAAACCCCUUUUAAACCCGUUCUCCGAGCUGACUUGUUCAGAGAGAGGAGCAUGAAUCCUGUAAGUAGGAUGUUUUUGUGGAGAUUUUUUUAAUGGCCUUCCGUCACAGUGCUCUUACUGACAAUGAAAAUAUGGAGUCCCUUAACUCUGGCAGAGCCUCAGCUGGUUUGGACCACUUCAUUACCGAGCAGGACUGUACGAUCCAGGAGAGGAGGUGGAUGUAAAUUUACUUCAUAUGAAUAUAUAUAAAGACCUUUUUAAAGUGUACAUCUCUGUCUGUGCUAUCUUUCUCUCUGUUUGUUUUACCUUGUUAGAUUACAGGAGAUAGGGGACGUUUAAUCUUUAGCCUAACCCUUGGACCUCACUUGGCAGCAGAAGCCCUGCUGCAGGCACAAACUGGAUGAUAAUGUGCUUUUUGCUAACUUGACGUAAUAUGUAUGAAUUGCACCAUCGACUUCUUGGCUACAGACUCAACUCAAACAGUCCAAUCUGCGCAGUUGGACUCUUUCUGCUCAUUGUAUCUUAUCAAUAUUCCUGGAACAUGUUUGGUCAGCUGUGAUGGGAAGGCAGAGAGACGUGUAAACGCUCAUGUGGAGAUUAAAACAAAUGAGUAUAUCGAGUUUCUCUCAUGUUGACAUUGAGGCAGCGGUGACUAAUUCUGGUUUGUACACUGUGCUCCUGAUUCUGUCAGCAUUUCCCAAAACAGAUCCUAAAAGGGGUAAAGUUUGUCUGUCCCUGGAAUCACACCAAAGUAUGUAGCAAAUGCUGUCAGCACUGAAAAGAAAUGUACAGUUGUUAAUAAAUCAAUAAAACUGUUUUUGUAGAAUGGCCCUUUUCCUUGUGAUUGUAAGACUGAUGUUUCACAAAGUGUUAGCAAAAAUCUUUAACACCUGUGUUCAUCUGAAAGCUUAUAUGUGAGGUGGAAAGCUUUUACAGUAAAUGACUUAGAGGAGGAUUUUCACCCGACAUCUACAGGAGGUUUUUUUUUCUGUUAAUUUCUUAAGAUUGAGUUUGACUCUGCUCUCACGUCUAAAUGCUUAAUGAGAUACAAUCUCGAGAAAUGGUAGCCCGAACAAAAACUGUUCACUUGGCUGUCACACAGUCUGCUCCAAAGCUCACUAAUUAACAGCUGACUGCUGACCAAGAAAAAGUCUGGCCUGUAACACCGUCUCAUUUCUCUCAAGCACACACACACACAGAGGAGGUUUAUAUACAAGAGCUAAAUAUUUAUUCAUAGCAAAUUUGAUUUUGAUCAAAGUUUUUCUUACUCUUUCAUACAUCAAACUCUCCUCUGUUUCUAACAGAAGUUGGACUGUAAGCUCAAAUUUAAUGAUUGCUCAAGACUUCAGCAGCCUGCGUUUGCAUGAAUGGUGCAUUUUGGCUCACCUCUUCAUGGGUCAUGAACUUUCCUUGACUAGAUGUUUGUCAACAAAGUCUUUUACACUCGAUUCAAACUGAGCCAAAAAAGGUAAAGAUGCACAAACUAAAAGAAACUAUAAUCUGCAGAGUAAAAUCUGUGUUACAAACAGAAGCCAUUUUAAAAUACAACACUGCUCCAACAUGACAGACUCCUGAAAUGGUUUUCUCAGGGAUCAGUGGCAGAGCCAAGAGAUUUAAAAUGCGGUGGCCAAACUGGGGCGCUGACUUAGACAGUGGUCACUUGUGGUAUACAUCCCUAGUUUCUAUAAAAGCUCUAUUACUCGCAGCCUGUUGAAACACAGUUGUUGUUGUUUUUUGUGUUGUUUUACAAAGGUCCUGCCGUUUAUACUUUGGGUCUUCAGGGUGCCCAUUUGGGUCCCUCCGUCAGCAUCCCUCCUACCUGUAAAUCUAGGUGUAAUUUCCUAUCUCCUGUCAAAUGAUCUGUAUUUAAAGUAAAACAAAUAAUAAAAUGCAAAAGAGGAUUAGGGCCACAUGAAGAGAAAAAAAGUGUAAUUCUUUCAUUUCUGUAACUUUUGUAAACUCGAAUUUUCAACAUUAAAGAUGAAAUUUUAAGAUUACAAAAGUCAAAAUUAUGUCAAAGUCGAAAUUUCGUGAUUAAAAAAUGAAAUUUCAAGAUUAACUUUGAAAUUUUCGACGUAACAAAAUGUUGAAAUUUCAAGAUUAAAAAACUUGAAAUGUUGGUGUUAAAGUCAAAAUUUCAACUUUAUUCACAUAAUUUUGACUUUUGUAAUGUCAGAAUUUUGGCAUAAAAGCAGAAAUUUUGUGAUUACAAAAUCAUGUCAAAGUUGAAAUUUCGAGAUAAAAAAAUGAAAUUUGGAGAUUAAAGUGGAAAUUAUGUCAUAACCAAAUGUCGAAAUUUCAAGAUUAAAAUAAUUUAAAUGAUGAGAUUAAAGUCAAAAUUUCGACUUUAUUCACGAAAUUUCAAUUUUUUUAAUCUUGAAAUUUUGUUUUUAAUGUCAAAAUUUUGGAUUUUUUAAAAAUUUCGACUUUUUUAAAAUUUCGACUUUAAUCUAGAAAUGGAAUUUAAAAAAAUCUUCCACCUGUAAUUAUUUUUUCCUCUUUGUUGUGGCCCUAAUCCUCCUUCAUAUGUUUGUAUGUUACUGCACUAUUUAAACUGAAAAGAUUAUUUACUUCCUCAUGAGAGGAGCCCAAACCUGCCCCAGGGGUCAUGUGAUCAUCAUCAUGCAGGUGAUAGUUCACCUGCUCUUGAACAGUCUCUCUAUUGAGCUAACAGUGUCAAUAUUUCCUCAAAUUCAGGUUCAAUCAGUGACCUAGUUUAGCUCUGGAUCAACCACAUAAAUAAAUUCCAAAACAUGGAGAAAAUGCUUAAAAAAGAUUAAAAAACACACAACAGGAAGCAAAUGCCAGUGCCAGCAGAGAAAUCAAGUAGUUAGAGCAGGUGUAAUUUUGGUAAUAGAACAGUUAAAGUGGUGGUUGUGACACACUGAGAUGAAAGCAGCCAAGUGUGAGAGAGAGACGAGAUCUAAAAGGUGUGAGAGUGAGACAGAGACGCUUGUUGUGAGUUAAUGGCUUUGUUUCCAGACGGGAUGGUUUGUGGUUUCGGGCCUGCUGACAGGAGCGAGGGUGGGAGGGAUGAGACACUCAGCUCAGGAUCUGUGUGGCCUGCCAAACCACACACACACACACACACACACACACACACACCCUCAAACAAAAAACACAAACAUACAAAGACUUAGAGAGUGACUUCUCUGUUUCCUCAUUUGAAUCGCAGCACCAACAGAGACACAUUCAGUCACACUCGCAUUUCACACACUCCCACACACACCUGAGAUUCACAUGAACCACUUUGGGAUUUUGUUUAUUUGUGCUGGUAUCAGAGAUGAGUCUCACGACCAGCAUGUGGUUAUGAAAUCACGACUUUUGACUUUUUCUGUUGUGUAGUUUGUCACGCACAGGCUUCCAUUGCAUUACUCAUGAUGUACACUAUUAAUGUCAGCGUCUUUGAAUCCUGUUUCAUGACUCAUCGCCCUGAACGGUUGCCAUGUCUCUUCCUUCUCUCCUCUCUUUCUUCCUCUCCCACGUCCUUUUCCCACUCUCUUGUUCUGCUCCCACCACAGGUGGCGAGUGCAUUCAUUUUCACUUUUGUGGGGGUGCUGGCUGCAAGGCUGUGAUUUCUGACUGUGUAUGUGAGAGAAAGUGAGAGAGAAAGAGAGACAGAGAGAGAGAGAGAAGGAGGGGGGGAUUUGGUGCUUAGGGAUGCAAUAUGGGGUGAUUUCUUUGCCAUGUAUUUCAGCUAACUGUGUGGGCUGAAAUCUUUGUACAUAUGGCUGAGCUGUGCAUGCAGACACGCUCAGAUCUUUCCUCAAAUACCUGAACACAGAUCUUUGGAAGCUGGAGUGUAAAAUCGGUAGCGCUACAAAUGACCUUUCUAUAUAUUACCCAAUGGUUUCACCGCGUAUACGUAACAGCAAAUGCAAUAACUGUGUGGAUUAUGUGCUCCAGGGACGUUUAAGCCUCGCCACCUUUUCAGAUUGCAAACAAUCAUAUGACACAGGUCAUGAUGGGACAUGAGGAAAGGUUUGUGUAUCAUUUGCGGUCUACUUUUGGAAACUAAAACACGUCAGUUGAGGAUAAAAAGUCGAAGUUUUAGUAGAACAUUGAGAAAUAGUCCAACCUGAAAAAGUAAACAGGUCCUAUCUUGCUCUGAAGUUGACUUUUUAAUAUUUAACCAGGACAAAAGAUGAUUUCCUAACAUGAACCAAGUGCUUUGACCUAACCUGACCAUGAAUCUAUGACGUUUUUUUUACUGCUACAAAACAAAAGUGUCUGUUAUUCUUCUUUAUAAAAAGGUAUUUAUUAGUUUGAUGAUAAAAAAAUACAAUCAGAGCAGAAUUUGGUUUCCCAAAGAUUGACACUAAAACAUGGAGUACAAAAUGUACUUUCAAUAUAUUUACUUUUGGUUAUCUAGAACGUGAGCUGCUUUCCAAACACUGGUGCCUCCAAAUAUACCUAAAAUAAAAAGAAAAGAUUGCAUGCAACUGCUCAUGCCUGAUCUUUGGGGUGAAACUUGUACAGAUGAGAGACUUGAAUCCACAGAUAUACUACAACAGAGCAGAAAGUUACAGGAACUUUGAGUCUACAUCUUGAUAGUGAAGUGUUGGAGCAUAUUUUCAAAAGUGUUCGCCUGAAAAGGUAACAGCCUAAAGAUAAAAAUCUCAACUGUCUGUUUGCUCAUGUGAUGUUGACAUAAGAGAAAACCAGUCCCGCAGUGGUUUUACAAGCUAAUCGGAAUCAACAUGAAAAGACGCCACAGUAAAGGUCAGGAUGUGUCUUCAUGUUUUGGAUUUGGUUGUUAUCUAGAUUCAGAUGUUCUGCUAAUAUCAAUAUAAAGGUGCAUAAAAAUAACAAACAAAAACAGGUCAAUAGUUCAUCCGGUAUAACUAAAUCUUUUUCCUGUCCGUCUGUGCUAAAAGCCGACAGAGUUUCUCAGCUUUCUAAAGUCUCUGCUUGUAAUAACCUGAUGCAAUGUGUUUUUGUUUUACUUGACAGAGGGGAAAGAGAACCAGGAAAGAAACCUCGACAUCUCUGCCCUCCAUUUUUCUCCUCCUUCCAUUUCAACAGAGAGGCUAAGGUUUUGCUCUGGUUUAUCUGACAGCCCUCUGUUUUCGCCUCUCCUUCAGCGGGGAUGGAGAGCAAAAUGAUCAGUCUUUUCUCUCUUCAUCUUUUUUUCACACUCACCCGGCCUUUUAUGGUUUUAUACUCCACUUCCAACAACUACUUUCUUUCCACAUCUUUCUGUUUUGUGUGUUUCCCUUUUUCAGGAUCCGCUCCUAUAAGCUCAUCGACUGGGCUGUACCGAGCAGCCUGAAGAAAAACUCAGAGGAGUGUUUCUUUUUUUUUCUUUUUUAAGAGAGGAGCAGAUAAAAAGCGAGAAGCUCUUUCCUUUCUCCAUCACUCACUGGAUAACCAAGUGCUUGUGGAGAUUAAAGGGAGCUUGUGUGGAGGUAGAAAGCGCGAGUGCUUCAGCUCCCAGAGGUCAUUUGGGUUCCUUUGAUAACGUUCAGGCCUCGCUCCAUCUUCUGACCCGUCCUUAAGAUGAGAAGCUUUCAUCAGUCUCUGCUGGACACGAGAGCCCACUCAGGAUCAGGGGCUCAAAUUAGAGGACGGCUUUGUGUGUGUGUCUGUGUGUGUGUGUGAGUGUGAGUGUGAGUGUGUGUAUUGAGUUUUUAUGUUAUGUAUAAUUCAAUGCUUUUACUGCUAUAAAAGCCUUUCCUUUGGUCUUUGAUCACACAGCCUGGUGAGAACAAUGCUUAAACUGGAUUUGAUUCAUUAUUUGUCAGGGUGGAGGCCUCCUGUGGAAAGCUAACAGCUCCCUGACUGUCCACUGAAUGUGAAGUACAGCAGUGUUGACUCUAUUUUCACAAGAGGUGUUCCGAAAAAGAGACUUCUCACAGAAUUACCAGAUUACACAGAUCUGCUCUAAACACUACCUGCUGGAUGUCUGCUUACGUUACAUUAUCGGUUACAUUCGACUUUCUCUCCAUACGUCAUCUUGAUGGACAGAGUCGUAAAAGUUACCCCUGAUUUUAAAUCAACUUUUCUGCAGAUACUGAUUGACCAGAUUUCAUGGUACUACAAAACCCUGACAGACGAUACAAAAUCAAAGAGCGUCAUGCCUCUGAUGGAGCUCUAGACGGAAUCUGUUACUAAAUCUUGACCUUCAAAAACACCCCUCAGUUUGUUGAUUUGAUCUCACCUUAAGUUAUAUUUUACAACAGAGUAUAAUGACCACAUUAAGAUAAAAAAAAAUUAAGACUAACAGAUUAAUUUAGGAGAAUAAAGUCAAUAAUAGCAAGAAUAAAGUCUAUUAAAACCGAUACUAAUGAGAAUAAAGUCAUAAUUUAAUAAUUACUUACGAGAAUAAAGUCAAUACUAAUGAGAAUAAAGUCGUAAGCAAAUCAUGAUUACGAAAAAUCAAGUUGUAAUAAAAUCAUUACUAAUGAGAAAAAAUCCUAAUAAAGUAAUAACCUAUGAGAAUAAAGUCAUAAUAAAGUAAUUACUUAGGAGAAUAAAGUUGUAAUAAAGUAAUUUCUUGCAAGAAAAAAGUCGUAAUAAAAUUAUAUCUUACAACAAUGAAGUCUUAGUAAAAUCAUUACUUAGGAGAAAAAAGUCUUAAAGUAAUUUUUUUAACAAGAACAAAGUCAUAAAGUUCUUUCUUAUGAAAAUCAAGUUGAAAUAAAAUCGUUACUUAAGUCGUAAUAAAAUCAUUACUUACGAAAAUAAAGUUGUAAUUAAAGCAUUUCUUAUGAAAUUAAAGUCAUGAUAAAGUAAUUAAUUAUGACAAUAAAGUCGUAAUAAAACCAUUACUAAUGAGAAUAAGGUCACAAUAAAAUCAUUACUAACGAGAAUAACGUCAUUACUAAUGAGAAUAUAGUCGUAGGAAAAUCAUUAUUACAAAAAUCAAGUUGUAAUAAAAUCAUUACUAACGAGAAUAAGUCUUAAUAAAGUAAUAACCUAUGAGAAUAAAGUCGUAAUAAAGUAAUUACUUACGUGAAUAAAGUCGUAAUUAAGUAAUUACUUACAAGAAUGAAGUUGUUCUAAAGUAACAACUUGCAAGAAAAAGACGUGAUAAAACUAGUUCUUGUGAGAAUAAAGUCAAAGUAAAUCAUUACUUUCGAGAGUAAAGUCAUAGUAAUGAAGUCAUUUUUAAAUAGUCAUAAAAAAGUUAUUUCUUAUGAGAAUUAAGUUGUAAUAAAAUCGUUAUGUACGAGAAUAAAGUCGUAAUAAAAUCAUUACUUAUGAGAAAAAAGUCGUAAUAAAGUAAUUACUUAUUUGAAUAAAGUCAUAAAGUGAUUACUUACAAGAAUAGUCGUAAAAAAGUGAUUACUUGCGAGAAAAAAGUCGAAAUAAAAUUUUUACUUGCAAGAAAAAAGUCUGAAUAAAGUAAUUUUUCAACAAAAAAAAAGUCAUAAAGUUAUUUCUUAUGAGAAUCAAGUUGUAAUCAAAUCUUUACUAAUAAGAAUUAAGUAGUAAUAUGGUCAUUACUCACGGUAAUAAAAGCAAUCAACUAAUUAUAUGUGAGAAUAAAAUCGUUAUAAAGUAAUUACUUGCGAGAGUGAAGUCAGAAUAAAGUCCUUUUAUUCUAACCUGUUGUUUGAGAUGACAGUUGUUGAAAUGAGAGCCAAGGCGCAUUUAGUGAAAAUGUACUUCAAUACAGGUUUCUUAAGCAAGGAUCUUUUGGCACAUCACAAGUAUCAUAAUGAUUUUACUACGACUUUAUUUUUGUAAGUAAUCACUUUAUUAUGACUUUAUUCUCGUAUUAAAUGAUUUAAUUAUGACUUAAUUCUCGUUAGUAAUAAUUUUAUUCUCGUAAAUUAACAACUUUAAUCUUGAAGUCUAAAGUUUUCUUUCUCUUAAUUUGGCCCUAAUACUCCGUCGUAAUAUUUCACUGUUUCAGUGUUUAAAGUUUGAUAAUUAUCUGUCAAAUCUUUUGCUCGAUUUUUGCAGUUGUCUUUUGGUGAUUUUUCAGCAUUUCCCAAAGGGCAAGAAUAUCAGCAAUAAGAUGCAUAAUGUAAACAAACAAACAAACCCUGACUGCAGAAUCGAUCGACUGCUCCAUCACCCACACUGAAGCUGAGGGGGUGGAAACAACCAAGAAGACAAACAUGCUUUAUCCUUUGUUAUUUAUGACAGAGAAAUGCUCAUAAUGUUGCUUUGCUGUUUGCUGUGAGAAGGAUAUUUGAUCUUUAAGUCAAAUUGGAUCAUUUCUGGAUAAGAGAAAUGAGGCGUAAGAGGUGAGAGGAUAAGUAUUGACCCGAUCAUGCAGUCGUGGAAGAAAAUCUGCUCUGUAAUGGACGGUGAUCGACAGAGGAACAUCAGUUCACAGACGCAGAGACAGCAGAGAGCUGAGUUUCUUCUCACGAGAAGUGAAAAAGAGAAAGUGUAAAACGUUCCUCACAUCCUGAAAUCGUUUUAACUGCCAAGGUGAACAGGAGGGUUAACAGGCUCAGCAAAGCAAAUAAUUGGUACAAAUAAGUAAUUAGCCCAGUGCAAGGGCUAGGAUAAAAUGUGAAGGAGCACUAAUUGAACAUGAUUAUAAGCUUCCUUCCCUUCUCCUCCAUCAGUGUGUGAGCUGUAACCAGGACGUUCUUAUAGAUAAUUAGGAUCAGAGGGCAAAACUGCCACUUAGAGGAGAUUGAGAGGAAAACUCUUCACUAAAAAAGAGUUAACAGAAAACACAGAGGAAUAGUUGUUAUUAUCACUCUCAUUACAGUUUAAACUAUCAUCAUUGAGGAGCAGAUGACUGCCACGC